CCCGAUUGGACGUGGAGGUCGUCCUUUCGACGUAUCACCCACGGUGAUCGUCGUCGUCUUCGUCGCGGCUUGGUUUUUUUUUUAUAAUAUAGUUUCUCCCCUCGCGCAGUGAAACACAAAUUCAGCCAAGAUUGCAUCCUGGAUACGCGGAAGGAUUGAGGCGGAAGGAGGCUGCUGCUGUCAGCCAUGGGGACGGCAAAGAUGAAACAUCUUUGGCCGUUGCUGACGUGGAUACUUUUAUCUUCGUAUCCGGCCGAAUCUCGCAACGGACUCGGCCAUGGAUUGAGGCGAGAAGUAUUCUUCUUGAACCUCGAGGACGGCUACUUCGGCUGCCAAGUGAACGAGUCGACGGACAUUCUGCAGUUACUAGAGCUCUCGAAGCUUUGCGAUCAGCGCGUCGACUGCUACCAGGGCGCGGACGAGCAGCGCGGCAAGUUGAAGUGCACAAAUGAUUGUACAACAGAGCACGGUACUAAAUGUCAAAACGGUGUCUGUCUGGAUUCAGUCUGUCACUGUAACGAUGGGUUUGGAGGAUGUAACUGUCAAGUUCCAGAUGAGAACGAAUGUAAAUAUCGGCCCUGUGAUAUAUUUGCCCAUUGUACAAAUACUCUUGGCAGCUUUCAAUGUUCCUGUUUUCCUGGAUAUCGAGGCGAUGGUUUUCACUGCGAAGAUAUCAACGAAUGUGACGAUCCGGCGCUCGCUGGGCGUUGCGUCGAAAAUGCCGAGUGUUGUAACCUCCCGUCGAACUUCUUGUGCAAAUGCAAACCUGGCUACAUCGGCGACGGUGAGGUACAUUGCGAAGAUGUGGACGAAUGCACGAUACCAGGCGCAUGCGGCGACAAUACCGUGUGUCAUAACAUACCUGGCAAUUACACCUGCACGUGUCAAGACGGAUUCAUGGGAGACCCGUACAACAAUUGCAUCGAUAUCAACGAGUGCGAAUACGAAGGUGCUUGCGGGAAGGAUGCACUAUGCGUGAACUUACCAGGCGCUCAUAAAUGCGAGUGUCCUCUAGGAUAUGACGGCAGCCCCGAAGAGGAAUGCAGGGAUAUCAACGAGUGCCUAAGAAGCCCCUGCGGACGUUCCGCUCUCUGCACAAAUGUACAUGGUAGUUUCCGGUGCUUGUGUCCCGACGGAAUGAACGGUGAUCCGUGGACAGGUUGCCAUGAUAUAAACGAGUGUGAGGAGGGUUCACCAUGCAGCAUGAACUCGGAAUGCGUGAACAUCGAGGGUAGCUUCGAGUGUAGGUGCCAUGCCGGUUACCAAAUGGACCCCACGCACGGCUGCAUCGACGUGAACGAAUGCAGCAGCACGGAUGCUUGUGCGGUCAACGCGAGGUGCAUCAACGUCCCGGGCUCGUACAAGUGCAUUUGCCCGCCGGGUUUUGUUGGCCAAGGACUAACUCUUUGCGAAAACGUGAACGAAUGCAAGCGCAAUCCCUGCGGCGAGAACGCCGUGUGCAGCGACACGAUCGGUAGCUUCGUCUGCAGCUGCAAGACGGAUUACACCGGCGACCCUUACAAGGAGUGCAGCGAUAUUGACGAGUGUACGGCUUUGGAGAAUCCUUGCGGCAGGAACGCGAUUUGCAAGAACGCGGACCCCGGCUACAAUUGCGUCUGUCCACCGGGGUACAGUGCCAGCCCCAAUCCGACAGUCGCUUGCGAUCAGACCGACGUUACGACGCUCUGCAAGUCGAAUUUUGAUUGUGUCAACAAUGCCGAGUGCAUCGAGGGACAGUGCUUCUGCAAAGAUGGCUUCAAAGCCGUCGGGGCCGAGUGCGCGGAUCUGGACGAGUGCCUUACUAAUCCUUGCGGGCCUGCGUCGAUCUGCACGAAUAUCAGAGGAAGUUACCACUGCGAAUGCGAGUCCGGGUUCGUCGGUACUCCGCCUCACAUACAGUGUAAAGCACCAUGCGAUGAGGUAACUUGUGGCGACCAUGCCUUUUGCAAAGCCGAUGGUCAUGAAGCUUAUUGUAUUUGCGAAGACGGUUGGACCUUUAAUCCGAACGACAUAGGGGCUGGAUGUGUCGAUAUAAAUGAGUGCGACGCAGUAAAUGGACCUUCUGGAAGAUGCGGCAGAAAUGCUAUCUGCACGAAUACACCCGGCAGUUUCAGUUGCCAAUGUAAAUCUGGAUUUUCAGGAAAUGCCUUCAAGCAAUGUAUAGAUAUUGAUGAGUGUACAAGACAUGAUGUUUGCGGUCACGGAGCGACAUGCACUAACACUGAGGGUUCCUACUCUUGCAAUUGUCCAGAAGAAACAAUACCGGCUCCUGAUCCGUAUAUCAAAUGCGUUGCAAUAGUCAGAUGCGAAGUUGAUGAUGAUUGUCCAGGGAAUGCUAUUUGCGAUCUACAAAAGAGAUGCUUAUGCCCUGAGCCCAAUGUUGGAAACGAUUGCAGACAUCCAUGCGAAGAUCUAUCUUGCGGACCCAACGCUCAUUGCAUGCUGUUGAACGACGUCGCAACGUGCCUCUGUAGUAAUGGUUAUACCGGCAAGCCAGGUGCGAAAGAUGGUUGUCGAGACAUCGACGAGUGCGCGAUCAAUCCGUGUCCACCGGGUGCGAUUUGUAACAACGAGCCAGGCUCCUUCUCGUGUCAGUGUCCCAACGGCAUGACGGGCGAUCCUUACAGCGGCGGUUGCCAAGAGUCUAAGGCACCUCACGUUUGCGGUCCCAGUGCACCUUGUCCAGCUGGAGAGCAGUGCAUCAAGGACGAAUUUGUGGGCAGUAGCGUGUGUAUCUGUCAGCGCGGUUACACUCGCGACCAUGAGACGGGCAAAUGCAGAGACAUCAAUGAGUGCAUGGAGCUCAGAGAAAAGUCAGCGUGCGGUGUCAACGCUAUUUGCAAAAAUCUCCCCGGCAGCUACGAGUGUCAAUGUCCACCUGGUUUCAAUGGAAAUCCGUUCUCGCUCUGCGAAGAAUGUAACAGUAUCGAGUGCCAGUGUCAGCCGCCAUACAAGAUCGUCAACGGCAAAUGCAUGUUGGCUGGCUGCUCAAAGGGCGAGAAGUGUCCAAGUGGUGCCGAGUGCAUAACGAUUGCGGGUGGUGUCAGUUAUUGCGCCUGUCCAAAGGGUUACACGACCAAAUCUGACGGCUCCUGCGAAGAUAUAAACGAGUGCACCGUGGGGCACCAAGUCUGCGGCUAUGGCGCCGAGUGCAUCAACUUACCAGGUGCUCAUCAGUGCACAUGCCCGCACGGCUACGGCGGCGAUCCGUACAACGGCCUCUGCUCACCCGCACAGAAGAGAUGCACCAAUGACAACGAGUGCAAGGCUAACGAGAAGUGCGUGCAGCCAGGCGAAUGCGUAUGUCCACCGCCGUUCUACACCGAUCCAUUGGAAGGAAAUCUUUGCAAGAAUCCCUGCGAUCGUUUCCCAUGCGGUAUCAACGCGAGAUGCACGCCGAGCGAUCCACCGCGAUGCAUGUGCGAGGCCGGCUUCGAAGGCGACCCACAACACGGUUGCAUCGACGUGAACGAAUGCGCGAACAAUCCUUGCGGUCAUGGUGCAUAUUGCAUUAAUACGAAAGGAGAUCACGUGUGCGAAUGUCCAAAGGGCAUGAUUGGAGAUCCUUACGGCGUUGGCUGCACGGGAGUCGCGACCGGCAAGAGUGAAUGUUCUUCAAAUGACGAUUGCGAGAAUUAUCUGGCAUGCGUUCACGGAAGUUGCGUCAAUCCUUGCGACAACAUACCCUGUGGUCCGAACGCGUAUUGCGAACCUGAUAAACACGCUGCUUGGUGCAGGUGUGUGAUAGGCUUCACCGAAGGCAAAAACAACGAAUGCGUUUCACAGUGUGACGGUUUCGUUUGCGGUACCGGAGCCCAAUGUAUUGUAAGUUAUGAUGGGCCGACUUGUAAGUGUAUCGAGGGUUUUAUGGGCAAUCCUUUCCCUGGUGGGCAAUGCGUUCCGGAUGUUUGUUCACCAGAGAUUCCAUGUGCGGAGCCAAGCGUUUGUAUCAGUGGACGUUGUAAACGACGUUGCGAGGGAGUAGUUUGCGGUAUUGGAGCUAUGUGCGAUCCUUUAACGAAUAAGUGCGUUUGCAAUCCAUACUUCGCCGGCAAUCCGGAUCUACUUUGUAUGCCACCCAUUGAGCCACCCCACUGCGACCCAGUUUGCGGAAAAAACGCGCACUGCGAGUACAGUCUUCAGGAAUCGAAAUGUGUCUGCAAUCCGGGCACCAGCGGAAAUCCUUAUCACGGUUGCGGCAUUCAGCAGAAAUCUGACUGCUCUAAGGGAUUGUGCGGCAAAGAUGCGCAUUGCAAUGCUGGCCCCAAUGCUGUCGAGUGUCUCUGUCCAUCUGGCUUUGCUGGCAAUCCAUAUAUCCAAUGUUUCGACGUUAAUGAAUGCAACGGAAACGCAUGCGGUAGCAAUGCGGUGUGCAUCAAUACCAUCGGUAGUUACGACUGCCAUUGCAAAGAUGGCUUCUUCGGCAACCCCUUCGUCGGCUGUCAACAAGUGCAGGUGGUGCCGUGCGUCGAUCCCUCGAGCUGCGUUUGCAACGAAGCCGUACCUUGCCCAUUCGAUUAUACCUGCGUGAACCACAGAUGCGUGAACCAAUGCAGUGACAUCAAGUGCGGACCCAGAUCCGUUUGCCAGGACGGGACAUGCGUGUGUCCACCGGGUUAUAGUGGCAAUCCUAACGACCUACACAAAGGCUGCCACUUGCACGGCCGUUGCUCCAACGAUCUUGAAUGUGAGCCGCAGGAGAUCUGCUUCCAGGUCGGCAAAGGCGUUCGCAAGUGCGUGGACGCCUGCAGUAAACUACAAUGCGGACCCAACGCAUUGUGCAUCACGCAGAAUCAUGUAUCCUCUUGCCUGUGCGUCGACGGCUACCAAGGCAAUCCGAGUAAUCUGGUAGAAGGUUGCCAACCGUCCAAGUCCGUGAUUCCCGGCUGCGCCCACGAUUCGGACUGUCAGCCUGGCUCCUUCUGCAUCGUGUUAGACGGCGGCGUACGAGACUGCGUGAACCCUUGCAGCAAGGUCAUAUGCGGAGCCUAUCAAAAGUGCGAGCCUGAUGUUAUCCCGGGCCAUGCGACCUGCAAAUGUCAAGACGGCUACGAGUGGAACCCGGUGCAGUCGUCCUGCGAAAAACCGUCCGUGCCCGAUUGCAUCAGCGACGACGAUUGCCACUCCAGUGAGAGUUGCCGGCCGGACGCUCUUGGAGUGCUCAAAUGCCUGCCACUCUGUAGCGGCUUCACUUGUACCGUGAACUCACGUUGUGUAGCGGAGAACCACCGUGGCCGUUGCGAAUGUUUGCCGGGUUACACUGGCAAUCCGGAUGAUCGCCGUGGCUGCCACAGUCCGCGCGAGAACCGCUGUUCUACUGACAGCGAGUGCCCGGAGGACCAGACGUGCCGCGGCUCCUUGGACGGCCCGCUCAUCUGUCAACUGGUUUGUGACUUCGUUUCCUGCGGUCCCAACGCGCUUUGCGUCGUCAACAACCACGUGGCGAACUGCGAGUGUCCUCCCGGGCUCUAUGCUGGUGACCCGAAUGACGUGGCAUCCGGCUGCCGCGCGGUACCUUGCGUUUACAACAUCGACUGUCCGCCGGCUCAGCUCUGCAACCGCUUGACGCACACCUGUUAUGAUGCUUGCGACGAGAAUGCCUGCGGUGUAAACGCAGUCUGCAUCGCCGACGAUCACAGAGCUAUCUGCCAAUGUCCGCCAGGCUUGCGACCAAACCCAGUGCCCGACGUAGAGUGCGUCGCCGUGGAGGCUUGCCACUCGGAUUCUUGUCACCCAACUGCGCUCUGUGUCGCCGGUCCUACUAACAACCCCGUGUGUAAGUGCCCGCCGAAUCACGUGGGCGAUCCUUACGUUAACGGAUGUCAACCGGAGGGCUACUGUUCCGGGCCGAAGGACUGCCCGGUGCAUUCUGUCUGCUAUGAGCAUCGCUGCGUGAAUCCGUGUGAGAACGCCUGUGGUCCCAACGCGCUUUGUGAGAUCGUCAACGGCCAGCCGAGCUGCAAGUGCAUCCAUAGGUUCGUGCCGUCGUCGAAAGGCGCGGAGCACGGUUGCGUGAGAGCCACGAAUUUCUGCACGGUGGACGCCGAGUGCGAGGACAGCGUGUGUCUUGAUGGGCAAUGUAGAGCUGUAUGUCGGUCAGUCGCCGAUUGCUCGGACGAAGAAAAAUGCAUUAACAACAAAUGUAUGGUAUCCUGCAUCACGCAUUCUCAAUGUCAAUUCGAUCAGGCAUGUGUGACUGGCGGAUGUAUCCUUGGUUGCCGCAGCAACAAAAAUUGUCUGCCCACCGAAUCGUGCAUUAAUAGCAAAUGUCAAGAUCCUUGUAGCAGGAAAGACGUGUGUGGACCAAACGCAAUCUGCAGUUGUGCGAAUCAUGCGAUUACCUGCACUUGUCCUCUUGGUUUCAUCGGCAAUCCUACCCCGGAGCAAGGUUGCAUACGAGUGCUGAGCGCGUGCGAAGGUCUGCAUGACUGUCCAAGCCAACAUCUGUGCGUCUCCGGAUUAUGCCAGUGCCAAUGUUCGGAACAGAACAACUGCGCGCAAGGCGAACGUUGCAAGAACGGUAUUUGUGUGAAGAUUUGUUACAGCGACAGUAAUUGCCAGCCCGGCGAACUGUGCAUCGAUGGAACGUGCGAAGUUGGCUGCACCUCUGACGUUGGCUGCAAACGUGAUGAGGUCUGCAUCAAUAACAAGUGCAGAUGCAGCCACGGAUUUAUCGCUGGCCCUGAACACUGCCUGGAUAUCAACGAGUGCGAAGAUCGACCGUGUCAUCCAAGUGCGGAAUGCAUUAAUCUUCACGGAUCUUAUCGAUGUACGUGUCCUGUAGGCACUGCGGGCGAUCCUAUAGGAACGGGUUGCGUGCUACCACAUCAAUGUACCGCUCCCACUGACUGUCCGGACACGCAGGCCUGCAUUAAUCACAACUGUUCGGACCCAUGUUCCUCCAUUGAUUGCGGCUUGAACACGAUCUGCUCGGUUCUGGAUCAUGUAGCCAGUUGUCAGUGUCAGCCUGGUUACAUCGGUGAUACUUCAGGUUGCUUCAAAGUCGAGUGUCUUUCCAAUAGCGACUGUCCGACGGAUAAAUAUUGCAACCAAGAGACUAACAAGUGCAGUAGUCCUUGCAAUCAAGUGAAUUGCGGAUACGGCAAUUGCGUGGCUCUCGAACAUAUCAGUGUGUGCAAAUGCUAUCCUGGCUUCAUCCUCGCCGGCGACAUCUGCGCAGAUGUUAACGAGUGUUUACAGGAUCCCUGCCAUUCCUCAGCCAUAUGCCAAAAUACGGAGGGGUCGUUCGCUUGUGUUUGCUCGCAUGGUCUGGUGGGAGAUCCAUUCAAGACUGGUUGCAAACAACCCGGAGACUGCUUUACGGAUUCAGACUGCCCGAAUUCGGCCGCCUGCAUCGAUAAUAGAUGCACAAAUCCAUGCGACACACCGGGUAUUUGUGGCAGAAACGCGGAGUGUCUCGCUCGUGAUCACGUUCCGAUAUGCAGAUGCCCCGGACAGACCACAGGAAAUCCAGCAACGGAAUGUAUCCACCUGGAAUGCAAUUAUCAUAGCGACUGCAGUCAAUCGGACGCAUGUUUCGACCAUAAAUGUGUCGACCCAUGCUCGGUUUCGAAUGUUUGCGGGCACGGAGCCGAUUGUUCAUCACUCAAUCAUAGCGCGGUGUGCACUUGUCAGCCUGGCGGUACAGGCGAUCCGAAUCUCGGAUGUACUCCGGUUCAAUAUUGCAAGAGUGACUCGCAGUGUGCGACUGGAUCAGCGUGUAACGGAGGUAUCUGCACAGCGCUCUGUGGAAGUACGAGAGACUGCAUCGGCGAUCAACUCUGUAUCAAUGGCCUCUGCCAGCCUACCUGCCGAAGUAACUCAAGCUGCCCGGAAUAUCAAUACUGCCAUAAUAACAUAUGUGUUCAAGAAUUACGCUGUAUAUCAGACAAUGAUUGUUCAUACGAUGAGAAGUGCAUUAAUAAUAAUAUCGGACAGGCGGGAUGUCACAAAGCGUGUGACUUAAUACUCUGCGGCCGUAACGCCGAAUGCAAGGCUGACAAUCAUGCCGCCACGUGUUCUUGCAAAUCCGGUUUCUUCGGAAAUGCCAAAGAUGACAAGAUCGGCUGUCAACCGAUCGAAUGCGAAGUGAAUGACGACUGUACUCAGGAGAAGAUCUGCGACUUGCACAGAUGUAGAAUCGCUUGUCUGGCGCAUAAUCCCUGCGGCACGAACGCUAUUUGCACAACAGAGAAACACGUCCAAGUUUGUACGUGCCAACCUGGAUAUACAGGAGAACCGACGCGUGCCUGCGAACUGAUCGAUUACUGUGCGAAUGCACCUUGUGCGCCCGGAGCUUUGUGCGAAAAUUCACGCGGAUACUUCAAAUGUCACUGUCAACCCGGCACGGUCGGGGAUGCUUACAACAGCGGCUGCCAACCGCCGGUGGAGUGUCUUCAGGAUACAGACUGCCCACUCACUGCCAAGUGUGUCAACGUUAAUAACGUACCGAAAUGUUUCGAUGCUUGUGCACGCAUCAAGUGCGGUCCAAACGCGGACUGCAUCGCGAGCAAUCACGCUGCAAACUGCCAAUGCCGUGCCGAUUACGAAGGCGAUCCUAGCAGUUUGAGCAUAGGCUGCCGUCCGAAACCGGUGGUCUGCACGUCACACGUCGAUUGUUCGGUCAAUACUUAUUGUUACGAAGGCAUUUGUCGACCAUCUUGUCAAUCGGACGAGGAGUGCAAUUUAACCGACGUUUGCUUGAACGGGCAAUGCUUAGACCCGUGCGACGUGCGGGUGUCUUGCGGUAUAAACGCUGAAUGCAAAGUGCGAAGUCACAUCAAACAAUGCAGCUGCCCGCCGGGUUUCACCGGUAACUCCGAGGUGGAAUGCGUAAGAUUACCGGUUUCCUGCCUGGGCAGCAAAGACUGCAGCGACGGUAACACCUGUCGCGACAACGUCUGUCUGCCGAUCUGUACCGUCGACAACGAGUGUGCUCUGAACGAAAAAUGUAUCCGCGGCAAUUGUUUGCUGACCUGUCGCUUAGACAAUGACUGUUUCCUGGGCCACAUCUGCCUGCACAACAUGUGCUCGUUCGGCUGUCGUGCCGACGAGGAUUGUAAUGCGAACGAAGCCUGUCUAGACAACAAGUGCGCGAAUCCGUGCGAGGCCACGCCAUGUGGGCCGAAUGCCAAGUGUACCGUCUUCAAUCAGCGUGCCACGUGCUCUUGCCCCAUAGGCUUCAUCCCGAACCCCACGGCCAAAGUCGCGUGCCUCAGGUCACCUGGCCCGAUCUGCCAGGCUAAUCGGGAUUGCGCCGUAGGCACAGCCUGCAUCUCUGGAGUUUGCACGGCUGUCUGCUCGACGAACGCUAACUGCCUGAGCAACGAGAGAUGCGACAGCACCGGCAUCUGCAAGUCACUCUGCAGACGGGACGAGGAUUGCAGAAGCGGUGAGAUCUGCGAGGGACUGGUAUGCAUCGCCGGUUGUCGCGCGGACAUCGAGUGUCAGGAUAAUUACGCGUGUGUCAACAAUCAAUGCACAGAUACGUGCACGUUGCCUGGCGCUUGCGGCGUAAACGCUAAAUGUGGAACUAUCAAUCAUCAGAAGGUGUGCACGUGUCCGCGGCCUUUGGUCGGAGAUGCUCGUAUUGGAUGCAAGCAGGCGUUCCUUCCUUGCGCAUCAGAACUGGAGUGCUCGCCCGGACAAUCGUGUUACGGCAAAUCAUGUUAUUCCACUUGUAGAAGCGACGCAAAUUGCCUGAGUGACGAACGGUGUGACGGCGGCAUUUGUAAGGCAAUAUGCAACAGUGACGACCAUUGUGUGGCAAACCAGAUAUGUCACAAUCGUAUGUGCGAUAUUGGAUGUCGUAGCGAUAACACGUGCCCAAGCGAAGAGUCUUGCAUCAACAAUCACUGCAGAAGUCCAUGCGAGGGUGGCAAAGCAUGCGGAGAAUGCGCCGGCUGUCGGGUGGUCAAUCACGUGGCUCAAUGCAGCUGUCCGGCCAAUUAUUACGGCAAUGCGUUGAUUAAUUGCGCGAAGACCAUGAUUCCUUGCGACGGCUCGUGCGAAUGCGACGAGAUCGGUUUCUGCACCACUAGUUGUCAUCAUCAGGAUCAUUGCUCUUGCGGAGAAGUUUGUCACAACGGAAAAUGCCGCAUCAAGUGCGAUAUUAAUAACGCGUGUCCAAAGGGUUACGUGUGCGACGGAGGCUUGUGUCUGAUCGGCUGUCGCACCUAUUCCGAUUGCCCAGCAUCGUUGUCGUGUAUGAACGGCCAAUGUGAGGAUCCAUGUUCGGCUCAUGGAUCGCCUUGCGGAAUCAACGCGCUUUGCCGUGUCUCUAAUCAUCGCGCAGUGUGCUUGUGUCCGGAAGGUUAUCAGGGUGAACCGAGCCAGGAAUGCUACCAAUUGGAGUGCCAUCACGACGACGAUUGCGAGCCAAACAAGCAUUGCAGUGAAUAUGGCGUUUGCACCAACCCGUGCCUACAACACAGCGUUUGUGGCUUCAACGCGCAGUGUCGAGUGAUUAACAGGAAGGCGCAGUGCUCUUGUCCACCGGGACACGUCGGCAAUCCGAAGAUCAACUGUAAGAAAGGUGGGGACGAAUGUCUACGAAGACCUUGUGGUAUCAACGCUAAAUGCCGAGGCACUGUGAGCGGUUUCGAGUGCACCUGCGACCCGGGAUGUCACGGCGACCCGCAUCAGGCAUGUCUCUGCGACGGCGAUCUCUGCAAGGAUACACGUUGCGGUGUCAACGCUGCUUGUCGGAUUUACAAAAAUCAACCGCAAUGUUACUGCCCGCCGAGUAAUCCAUCAGGCGAUCCAAUGCACGCAUGCAGCUCAGAUAGGGAUUUGGGUGACUGUCGAAUAAAUGGAUGCGGGCAGAAUGCCGAAUGUAUUAGAGACGGGGCUAUAUUCGUCUGUCGGUGUCCACCAGGUACCAGCGGCUCGCCGGAUAUCGAGUGUACGACAGAGCGCGAAUGCACCAGCGACUUAGAGUGCCCCAAUGAAAAAGCCUGCAUAAAUCUACAAUGUCUGGACCCGUGCGCGCUACGCGGUGCCUGUGGGAUCAAUGCUCUGUGCCGAGUGGUUCUGCACAAGCCGCGUUGCUCGUGCCCGCACUGUUAUAUCGGUAUGCCCCACACGGCCUGCCAUCCAGAUUCCAAAUGCGACACGCUCAAUCCCCAACCUACGCCGAGCAUCGGUUGUUCCUCCGACCACGACUGUCCGGAGAGUCUCUCCUGCCACUCUCAGACAGGCGAGUGCCGCGACCCGUGUUUAAGCUCUCGGUAUAACUGCGAGGUCAACAAGAGGUGUCAGGUGCGAAGUCACAAGCCUAUGUGCGUUUGCAAAUACGGCUUCGUAGUGAACGAAGUCGGGGAAUUGACUUGCGCUCCCGACACGCUCACCUGUUCGAGGGACUUUGAUUGCCCCUCGAAUGCAGCGUGCGUCAACGGCAAAUGUCAGAAUCCCUGUAACGUACGUAACAAAAGACCGUGCCCGGCCGAUAAGUCCUGCGAUGUCCUGGACCACCGUCCCGUGUGCAUUUGCACUAAAAACUGCAAUCCUUCCCUCUCCAUUUGCCUGCGAGACAGUGGCUGCUCUCCAGACUUGGCGUGCCGCAACUAUCGCUGCGUGGACCCAUGCAGAAACUCUACCUGUCCGGCUGAUGCCCCCUGUUACGUGGAGGAGCACAAGCCUAUCUGCAAGUUCUGUCCCCCCGGCUUUGUGCCAGAUACUAAAUACGGAUGCAUGAAAGCAGUUCUUCACCCCAUGCCCAAGCCAACUUGCGAGUCCGAUGAUGACUGCAGCGACGUAGAAGCUUGUGUCAAUAGCUCUUGCGUUGAUCCUUGUAUCAACGGGUGUCAGCUGACAGUUCAAUGUCGAGUCAAAGCGCACAGGCCUAUUUGCGGUUGCGAUCUUAAUGACGAAAGUUGCUUAACUAAUGGCACGACGACGUUGCAUUCUACCGAUUCAGAUCAAACUUUCGCGACUACCACAUUACGGACCACAGCAAACACCGGUACUUUGUCGUCCAUGUCGACUAUUCCUACCAAAGAGAUAUCGACCGUUGCGUAUAUUGAGGAAAGUACAGUUCCUCUGACCGAAGUUACUAUAAUUUUGUUGGACAAUGUUACUACUGAGAUGAUACACAAGUCGGACACGACAAUCGCGUCGACUGAGAUUGUGACCGAGUCUUCGAGUGCUACAACGACUGUACGUUCAAUAUCGAGCGCAACCGAGGUCAAUGUGUCAAACGGUACAUCGACUCUAACGACGGACAUUGAUUUGGACAAUGUUACGUCCAAUCGUCUUACCACUCCAACAUUUGAAGAUAAUAGCACUCUCGGAAAUUGGACAGAAUAUACAACGAGUACAUCUACGCUCGAAAUCUAUGUUACAACAGCUUCUGUUGCUCCAACUAUGUACAGUGAAGAAACUAUUAAGGAAAAUGUAUCUUCCUCUACUGCAAUUGCUAUAACAGAGAGCGAAUUAGGAUUUGGACGUAGAGAAAAUGCCACGAUUACCGAAAUAUCCGAAACAACCACCGCUUCGGUCAUCGGCAUCAUCACUUCUCCGACUACGUUCAAAUCUACUGAAAUCACUACUGAAGACGUUAUCGAUACCACGAUUUCACAUGAAAUUCCCGAAACGACGAUAGUUUCAAAGUCGACGGGUGUGAGCGAAGUUCCUGAGAACAUAACUAUAGUUCCUUCCACAGAAGUUCCUGCUAGAAAGGUUGAAGAGACCACAAUGGUGGCAACGACUACACAACAGUAUUCUACAGAAUCUAGUGAAUUAACAGUAAAACCCUUAGAGGAAACUACCAAGUCACAUAUAGAAAGCACCACUCAUACAACGACAAUAUCCUUCAUGCAAGACAAUCACACAGUAUCUUCUCCGAGUACCUUACAGCAUGCCGAAACUUCCACGAUAUACAUCGAACACGACACUGCCAAAGAGACUCAAGAAUUUAGCACUGCCGAAACUGCACUGCCACACACGACUGAGUCGUAUAUGAAAGAUACCACUGCACUAUCGCUAAUUACCUUAAAAACUCCGACGAAUGAGUCGGUCACCGAUAACACGAGCACUCCUCACGAAGGCAUUGCUGUUUCUACCAUGAAAUCCUUUAUUACUGAACAGUACACCACACUACGUCAUACGACAGAAGAAUACUCGACAGAACAAAUCGGUACGUCGGAACAGCCUACAGAACGAUAUACCACCACGAAGCAAUAUACUACGUCCGGACAAUCCACAGAGGAAACUUCCACCACGGAACUUUAUAGCACAUCUAGAUAUCCUACAGAAGGAUAUUCUACUACAGAACAAAGUUUCACCUCAGAACACUACACAACAGCUAAACAGCCUGCAGAAGAGAUCUCGACUGCAGAAGGAUAUACUACCACGAAACAAUAUACUACAUCCGAACAAUCCACAGAGAAAACUUCCAGUACGGAAUCUUACAGCACAUCUGGAUAUUCUACAGAAGAAUAUUCUACUACAGAACAGAGUUUUACUUCAGAACAGUACACAACAGCUAAACAGCCUGCAGAAGAGAUCUCGACUGCAGAAGGAUAUAUUACCACGAAGCAACAUACUACAUCCGAACAAUCCACAGAGAAAACUUUCACUACGGAAUCUUACAGCACAUCUGGAUAUUCUACAGAAGGAUAUUCUACUACAGAACAGAGUUUGACUUCAGAACAGUACACAACAGCUAAACAGCCUGUAGAAGAGAUCUCGACUACAGAAGGAUAUACUACCAUGAAGCAAUAUACUACAUCCGAACAAUCCACAGAGAAAACUUCCAGUACGGAAUCUUAUAGCACAUCUGGAUAUCCUACAUCUGGAUAUCCUACAGAAAGAUAUUCUACUACAGAACAGAGUUUUACUUCAGAACAAUAUACAACAGCUAAACAGCCUACAGAAGAGAUAUCGACUGCAGAAGGAUAUACCAGCACGAAGCAAUACACUACAUCCGAACAAUCCACAGAGAAAAUUUCCAUUACGGAACCUUACAGCACGUCUGGAUAUCCUACAGAAAGAUAUUCUACUACAGAACAGAGUUUUACUUCAGAACAGUAUACAACAGCUAAACAGCCUACAGAAGAGAUUUCGACUGCAGAAGGAUAUACUACCACGAAGCAAUAUACUACAUCCGAACAAUCUACAGAGAAAACUUUCACUACGGAAUCUUACAGCAUAUCUGGAUAUCCUACAGAAGGAUAUUCUACUACAGAACAGAGUUUUACUUCAGAACAGUACACAACAGCUAAACAACCUACAGAAGAGAUCUCGACUACAGAAGGAUAUACUACCAUGAAGCAAUAUACUACAUCCGAACAAUCCACAGAGAAAACUUCCAGUACGGAAUCUUAUAGCACAUCUGGAUAUCCUACAUCUGGAUAUCCUACAGAAAGAUAUUCUACUACAGAACAGAGUUUUACUUCAGAACAAUAUACAACAGCUAAACAGCCUACAGAAGAGAUAUCGACUGCAGAAGGAUAUACCAGCACGAAGCAAUACACUACAUCCGAACAAUCCACAGAGAAAAUUUCCAUUACGGAACCUUACAGCACGUCUGGAUAUCCUACAGAAAGAUAUUCUACUACAGAACAGAGUUUUACUUCAGAACAGUAUACAACAGCUAAACAGCCUACAGAAGAGAUUUCGACUGCAGAAGGAUAUACUACCACGAAGCAAUAUACUACAUCCGAACAAUCUACAGAGAAAACUUUCACUACGGAAUCUUACAGCAUAUCUGGAUAUCCUACAGAAGGAUAUUCUACUACAGAACAGAGUUUUACUUCAGAACAGUACACAACAGCUAAACAACCUACAGAAGAGAUCUCGACUGCAGAAGGAUAUACCAGCACGAAGCAAUACACUACAUCCGAACAAUCCACAGAGAAAAUUUCCAUUACGAAACCUUACAGCACGUCUGGAUAUCCUACAGAAAGAUAUUCUACUACAGAACAGAGUUUUACUUCAGAACAGUAUACAACAGCUAAACAGCCUACAGAAGAGAUCUCGACUGCAGAAGGAUAUACUACCACGAAGCAAUAUACUACAUCCGAACAAUCCACAGAGAAAACUUCCAGUACGGAAUCUUAUAGCACAUCUGGAUAUCCUACAGAAGGAUAUUCUACUACGGAACAGAAUUUCACCUCAGAACGGUAUACAACAGCUAAACAGCCUACAGAAGAGAUUUCGACUGUAGAAGGAUAUACCACUACGAAGCAGUACACUACAUCCGAACAAUCCACAGAGAAAAUUUCCAUUACUGAACCUUACAGCACGUCUGGAUAUCCUACAGAAAGAUAUUCUACUACAGAACAGAGUUUUACUUCAGAACAAUAUACAACAGCUAAACAGCCUACAGAAGAGACUUCGAUUAUAGAAGGACACAGUACUCCUGAAUAUCCCACAUCAGGAUAUUUUACAACAGAACAGUUCAGUACAUCGCAACAGCCUGCAGAACAGUAUACUACUUCGGAACAAUACACUACAGCUGGACAACGAAUAUUCACUGCAGAAUAUCCUAGUACAACCGAAUAUUCUAUAAAAGAGCAUUCAACAACGGAACAGUUCAGUACAUCAGGGCAAUAUACCACGCCUGAACAGCUUACAGAACAAGCCUCGAGUACACAACAAUAUGUAACCUCUCAAUACUCGACAGAAGAGCCUUUUAUAACAGAACAGUUCAAUACAUCACAACAGCCUACAGAACAGUACACUACGACUGGACAAAUCUUUACUACAGUAUAUCAGAGCACUGAGUAUCCUACAAAAGAGUACUCUACUACUACGAAAAAACUUAGCACGUCAGAGCAGCCCACAGAACGAUACACUACACCUGAAGAGCACAUUUCGACUACAGAACAAUAUAGCAUUCCGAAAUAUUCUACGGAAUAUUCUACAACAGAACAGCCUACUGAGCAAUACAUUACCUCAAAAUCGCACACUACCACUGAACAAUUCCGGGAACAGAGCUCUACUACGAUAUCUUCCAGUACAUAUGAGUAUCCCACAAAGGAAUACUCUACCACAGAACAGCCUACCACGUCCACACGGUUGCCCUUCACUACGAUACAGCAUAGUAUAAUUGAAUAUUUCACAGAAGACCAUUCCACCGUAAUAGGACAACUUGCUACAACCGAACAAUCUACAGAACGAUAUACGACGACUCCUCGAAGUAUUUCAACAGAGUAUUCUACGACAGAACAAUAUUCCACAGAACAAUCCACCAUAUCUGUACAGGUUACCCGGAAUAAAACAGAUAUGGUCUGUGAUAUAGAUAGCGACUGUACCGAAUGCGAGGCUUGCAUCAAUCGUUUGUGUCGCAAUCCCUGCCAAACUGGUAACCCCUGUCCAGAGAGCGUAAUAUGCGACGUUACAAAUCACCGGCCUAUGUGCUUAGACUCGAGUAUCAAGCAGAGUACGUCUAAUUGUAGCAUACUCCCAGACGUGAAAUGUGCCACGCACAGCGACUGCCCGGUACAACUGGCAUGCGUGAAUCAGCAGUGCUUAAAUCCUUGUACCUUGGGCAAUCCAUGUGACUUCAUCGAAAUAUGUCAUGUCCAGGAUCAUAGACCGGUCUGCGUGAAAUUGGACACCAACGAGGCGGAGUGCCCGUAUUGUCCACCUGGUAUGCAGUGCGACUCAGCGACCAACACUUGCGUCAAAGCGGGUUGCACUAGCAACAGGGAUUGCCCUUUGACAGAGGCGUGCAUUGGGCAUACUUGUCAGGAACCAUGUUUAGUUCGGAAUCCUUGCGCGGAACAUGCGAUUUGUAUUAAUACGAAUCACGGAGCAGACUGUAUCUGCGAGGAAGGCUAUCACGGGAACGGAUUCUCCUAUUGCGAUUUGCUGGAAGAAGGCAAGAAUAUUUGUCAAUACAACGAGGACUGUCCACCAAACAAAUAUUGCGAUCGACUCAACAGACUGUGCAUCAAUCCUUGUGCCGAGUUUGAUUGCGGAGAAAAUGCAAAGUGUGUGUCUACCAACCGCGAGGCACAGUGUAUUUGUUUGCCAGGAUACCAAGGAAAUCCCCAUAUCGGCUGCCAAGAGAUACUGACUUCCGAUCCUUGCGUGCCAAAUCCGUGUGGUCUGAACGCAUUGUGUGAGAACGACAAUGGAAAUCCCGUCUGUUUUUGCCCGAAAGGUUUAACCGGCAGUCCGUUCGAACAAUGCAUUCCAGAAGGCGACCAAUGCGAAGGCAAUCCCUGCGGCAUUAACUCUGGAUGCCGAGUGGUGGGCGGACAGGUGAAAUGCUUUUGUUUGCCAGGAUACGAAGGAGACCCGCCACUUUCUCUUUGCGUACUUCCCAGCACUUCCUGCGAUCCUUCUCCGUGCGGCCCUAAUACCCGCUGUACGGUGUUGAGCAAUGGUUUCGCGAAAUGCACCUGUCUACCAGGAUACAUCGAGAGCCCUAACACGAUCAGAGGAUGUGUACCUAAGACCGAUCAAUGCGAAUCUAACCCUUGUGGCUCUGGGGCAGCAUGCAACAGCACGAGAGUACCACCUUGCUACUGUCCGGAUCUCAUGGUCGGAAAUCCAUACAAGAGCUGCGGAGUACGACCAUCUGAAACGUACGAUCCCUGCUUAUUGGCACCCUGUGGCAAAAAUGCUAUUUGCACCUCGUUUGAUGGCGUGGCUAAAUGCACAUGCGUACCGCCAUUCGUCGGCAAUCCCUAUGUGGACGGCUGCGAGGCUGAAUGUAUUGUUAGUCGUGACUGCGAGAAUCAUUUAGCCUGUUUCAAUCAGCACUGUAAAGACCCAUGCCCAGGCGUAUGCGGCGCUAAUGCACGUUGCGAGGUCGUCGAUCACCUUCCAAUGUGUUCCUGCUUACCAGGAUAUACUGGCGACCCGUUCAGAUCUUGCAAAGUAGAAAAACCUUUAGUGCCAGAUCAAAAUUCAUGUAUGCCAUCGCCAUGCGGACCACACAGUAUCUGCCGUGUAAUGAACGACCGUGCGGUGUGCUCCUGCAGUCCUGGUUAUCAAGGCACACCUCCGCAUUGCCGUCCUGAGUGUCUCGUCAGCACGGAAUGUCCGACUCAUUUGGCUUGUAUCAAUCAAAAGUGUAACGACCCUUGCCCGGGCUUGUGCGGUUUGAAUGCUCAUUGCCAGGUCCUCAAUCACAAUCCUAUUUGUAGUUGUCCUCGUCAAUACGUCGGUGAUCCGUUCACGCAAUGCGUCAAGGAAGAACCUUUACCUCCGACCACGAAUCCUUGCUUGCCAUCGCCUUGCGGGCCGAACGCGGACUGCCGUGUUCAAGAGGACCACCCUAUAUGUACAUGUAUUAGCGGCAUGUUCGGGGCACCGCCAAACUGCAGACCGGAGUGUGUGAUCGAUCAAGACUGUGCCAGUUCCUUAGCAUGUAUUCAGAAGAAAUGUCUGGAUCCGUGCAUCGGAUCCUGUGGAUUCAACACAAAUUGUACAGUGCAAAAUCACCGACCUAUGUGCCAUUGUUACGACGGUUACGAGGGAGAUCCUUUCUCAGGCUGUGCUAAAGUAGUGUUCCCGGUGCAAAUGCCGUGCGAUCCAUCGCCGUGUGGCGCGAAUGCCGUGUGCAAAGAGCGCAAUGGAGCGGGCUCUUGCACUUGCUUGCCCGACUACACUGGCGACCCAUACGAAGGUUGCCGGCCGGAAUGUGUACAGAAUUCGGAUUGCGCUCACACGAAAGCCUGCAUCAACAACAAGUGCAAGGAUCCAUGCAUUGGAGCGUGCGGGAUCAACGCGCAGUGCCAGGUUUAUAAUCACCAGCCGUCAUGUAGUUGCCUCUUCGGCCACACUGGGGACCCGCUUAAAUCUUGUCACGUGCCGAUAGAACCUCCAGUGCCAGAUAAUACGUGCCAACCGUCCCCCUGUGGGCCGUAUAGCAACUGCCGUGUUAUCGAUAAUCACGCGGUCUGCUCUUGCCAGCCUAAUUAUAUCGGCAGCCCGCCGUCUUGUCGGCCGGAAUGCGUAGUCAGCACAGAUUGUGGCGCGAACGCGGCCUGCAUCAAUCAGAGAUGCAAGGAUCCGUGUCCUGGCACGUGCGGCGUGAAUGCGGAAUGCCGGGUGAUCAAUCAUAAUCCAGUUUGCAUUUGCGCGAUUGGGUACAGCGGCGACCCGUUCUUCGGUUGUGUUAAAGAAGAGGUAACAUCGACACCGAAACCGAGUGGCAAUCCGUGUGUUCCAUCGCCUUGUGGCCCGAACUCCCAGUGUCGAGUGAUCGACGGCUUCCCGGCGUGCUCUUGUCUGCCGAAUUACGUGGGCCGUGCGCCGAAUUGUCGUCCCGAAUGUGUUAUAAACGAAGGAUGUCCUGGCAACUUGGCGUGUCAGAACGAACAGUGCGUCGAUCCGUGUCCAGGCUCUUGCGGCGUGAACACCAACUGUAACGUCGUGAAGCACAACCCUGUUUGUAUCUGCAACGAGGGUUACACGGGCAAUCCCUUCACGGAAUGCACACUCAUCAUGGAUGAACCUAUCACAACGGUGCGGUAUACCACACCGUGCAACCCGUCACCAUGCGGCGCUAAUGCCGUGUGCAACGAGCGGAAUGGCGUCGGAUCUUGCACGUGCCUACCGCAAUACUUCGGCGACCCGUACAUUGCCUGUAGGCCCGAGUGUGUGACCAAUGCCGACUGUGACCGCAGUAAAGCCUGCUUAAACAACAAAUGUGUGAAUCCAUGUCCCGGAACCUGUGGCCAGGGUGCCACAUGCCGCGUCGUCAAUCACGCCCCGUCAUGCUCCUGCUUGCCGGGUUACACCGGCGACCCGGUGAACGGUUGCACGGUAAUGGAUGUGACACCAUUGCCGCCGCCAAUAGAUCCCUGUGACCCGUCGCCGUGCGGACCUAACAGCAAUUGCCGGACGCAGAACGGACACGCGGUGUGUUUGUGCCAGCCAGGAUUCUCCGGAAUCCCUCCAACCUGCCGACCUGGUUGUAUUGUCAGCUCUGAGUGCCCGCAGAACAAAGCGUGCAUCGACAACAAGUGUGCGGACCCGUGUCCAGGUUCUUGCGGGCAGAACACCAAUUGCCUCACGGUUAACCACAAUCCCAUCUGUAGCUGCGCUAACGGCUACGCCGGCGAUCCGUUCGUGCACUGUUUCAAGAUCAGCACCGUGCCGCCAUUGCCGAAGGGCGAUGGAGACCCGUGCUCGCCGAAUCCAUGUGGUCCGAACUCGCAGUGCAAGGUUAUUGGCUUGCAUCCCGCCUGCUCUUGCCUGCUGAAUUAUAUUGGCCGGCCGCCAAAUUGCAGGCCUGAAUGUACCGACAACUCGGAGUGCCUCAGCACUGCUGCAUGCAUCAACCAGAGAUGCAAGAAUCCUUGUCCAGGCACUUGCGGCGACCUCGCCAGAUGCACCGUGCAAAACCACAAUCCGAUUUGCACUUGUCCGGAGGGCUACGAGGGUGACGCCACCGUGCGCUGCGAUCUCGCGCCACCGCCAGCGACAGACAAGUCCAUCCCGAAUCCAUGCUCGCCAAAUCCUUGCGGACCGAAUGCACAAUGUCGCGAAAGAAACGGAGCUGGCGCUUGUGGAUGUCCGCCGGAUCUGAUAGGUGAUCCUUACGACAUUAUCAAGGGAUGUCACAGGGAAUGUGAAACGAAUAACGACUGUGCACCGCAACUGGGAUGCGUCGGCUUCAAGUGCACAGAUCCUUGUCCCAACACAUGUGGAACAUUGUCCAUAUGUAACGUGCAAGCGCACGUUCCUGUUUGCCUGUGCCCGCCAGGAUACACGGGAGAUCCUUACUUCGCCUGUGAAAUUGUGGAGGUCAAACAACAAGCGGAACCAUGUACCCCGUCGCCUUGUGGACCCAACAGUAAAUGCCGAGUAGUCAAUGGUCAAGCUGUGUGCACUUGUCUACCAGAGUACAGGGGUAUUCCACCAUCAUGCAGACCAGAAUGUAUUGUUAACGCAGAGUGUCCACCGCAUUUGGCAUGUGUGAACAAGAAAUGCGCGGAUCCUUGUCCGAAUACCUGUGGACUCAGAGCGCAAUGCACUACGAAGAAUCACAACCCGAUCUGCACUUGCCCAUCCGGUUUCACGGGCGAUCCUUUCACCCUGUGUUCGCCACACAUUCCAGAAGACUUACCGAUAACGGAACGACCACCGUCUUGCACUCCAUCGCCUUGCGGUCCGAAUUCUUUAUGCCAAAUAAUAUCCGGCAAUCCUGCGUGUUCUUGCCUGCCAAAUUAUAUCGGCAUGCCGCCGCAGUGUAGACCAGAGUGUAUCUUAAGCUCCGAGUGUAAGAGUCAUCUGGCAUGUGUCAAUCAGAGAUGUGCAGAUCCAUGUCCGGGUUCGUGCGGAGUAAAUGCUCAAUGCCACGUGCUGAAUCAUUUGCCGGUCUGUACAUGCAUGGAAGGCUUCACGGGAGAUCCGUUCACGCAGUGCAGCGUUAUCCCGACAGUCACAAUAGCACCGUCCACCGAUCCUUGCGCUCAAUCUCCUUGCGGCCCGAACGCAAUAUGCGACAAUGGUGAAUGUAGAUGUCUGCCCGAAUAUAUCGGCAACCCCUACGAGGCCUGCCGUCCGGAAUGCAUUCUGAACUCUGAGUGUCCUCGCGACAAAACAUGCCUGAAGAACAAAUGCCAAGAUCCUUGCCCCGGAAUUUGCGGUCAAAACGCGCAAUGCGAUGUAGUGAACCAUAUUCCCGUCUGUUCCUGUCCAUCUGGAUACGUAGGUGAUCCUUUCGUCAGCUGUCGCGUGCAGCCUACAGUGCCACUACCUCAGAGGGAUCCAUGUACACCUUCGCCUUGCGGACCGAACAGUCAAUGUCGCAAUAUCGAGGAUCACGCCGUAUGCUCUUGCCUCCGCGGAUAUCUCGGCUCUCCACCGUCCUGCAGACCGGAAUGUCUCGUUAGCUCUGAGUGUCCACCGACGAGAGCCUGCGUCAAUAAAAAGUGCACGGAUCCAUGCUUGGGCUCCUGCGGCCUGAACGCAAGGUGCGAAGUGAUCAACCAUUCGCCAAUAUGCAGCUGCUUACCUGGACAGACUGGAGAUCCGUUCAAGAGUUGUUACGACAUGCCAAUACCGCCAGAGCCGAAAGAUCAGGGUGAUCCUUGCAAUCCUUCACCGUGCGGGCCAAACGCUCAAUGUCAGAACGCAAACGGACAACCAUCGUGUUCGUGUCUACCCACGUAUAUCGGCACUCCGCCAGCGUGUCGGCCCGAAUGCUUAAUCAACCCUGAUUGCCCUCCGGAAAAAUCCUGCAUAAACAUGAAGUGCAAGGAUCCCUGCCCAGGAUCCUGCGGUGACAACGCAGAGUGCAAGGUGGUGAAUCACGCAGUCACUUGUUCCUGCAAGAUCGGAUACACGGGCAAUCCGUUUGUGCAAUGCGUGCUGGAAGAGGAAACGAUCAAUCCCUGCGAGCCUUCGCCAUGCGGAGCCAAUGCGAUAUGUCAGCAACGGGAUAACGCGGGUGCCUGUAUCUGCAUCGACGAUUACCACGGCAAUCCUUAUGAAGGCUGUCAACCCGAGUGCGUUCUCAGCGCGGAUUGUCCGACAAACAAAGCCUGCGUACGUAACAAGUGCAAGGAUCCUUGUCCGGGCGUGUGCGGCGUUCGUGCGCAGUGUUCGGUCAUUAAUCACAUCCCCACGUGCACCUGCGAGCCUGGUUAUAUCGGAGAUCCGUUCACUAUUUGCACCCUUCAACCGGAAGUGGAAACGGAGCCGACUGUCCGCGACCCAUGCUCGCCGACACCUUGUGGACCGAAUAGCCUAUGCCGCGCAGUGAACAAUCAAGCCGUGUGCACGUGUCAGGAGUCCUUCGCGGGUACUCCACCGAAUUGUAAGCCGGAAUGCGUCGUCAACUCGGAGUGUCCACAAAACAGAGCGUGCUACAAGUACAAAUGCACGGAUCCAUGCCCGGGCACUUGCGGCGUGGAAGCCAAUUGUCGCGUCAUCAAUCACAAUCCUCUUUGCAGCUGCCCGCAAGGGAAGACAGGCGAUCCCUUCUCCAGAUGUUUCCCUGAACCAGUUGUGCCAAUGCCACCGGCGGACCCCUGCUUUCCCAGUCCGUGUGGACUUUACGCGGAGUGCAAAGUCGUCAAUGGCCAAGCCGCGUGCAGCUGCUUGAAGAACUACAUAGGCCUACCACCGAAUUGCCGUGCGGAAUGUGUGGUCAAUACAGAUUGUCCGUCGGAUCAAGCCUGCAUCUCAGAGAAGUGUCGAGAUCCUUGCAUCGGUUCCUGCGGCCAAAAUGCCGAUUGCCGCGUUCAGAAUCAUAUACCAGUCUGCUUAUGUCAACCUGGAUACUCUGGCGAUCCUUUCACGUUGUGUACAUUAAUCAUAGAACAACCAAAGGUUCCCGAGGAUCUCUGCAAUCCGUCACCUUGUGGACCUAACGCUGUCUGUAACGAAGGCGUAUGCACGUGCCUUUCUAAUUAUUUCGGAGACCCAUAUUCGUAUUGUAGGCCGGAAUGCACAAUGAAUUCUGAUUGUCCUCGCAUCAAAACAUGCAUCAAUCAGAACUGCGUGGAUCCUUGCCCAGGCACGUGUGGUCGUGAUGCGCGUUGCGACGUGGUCAAUCAUGUACCAAUGUGCAGCUGUCCAGCCGGUUAUACUGGAAAUCCGUUCCUUCUGUGCCGAUCAUUCAUACCGGAUGACAGUAUCAAGCAACCUUGUACACCUUCGCCUUGUGGGCCAAACAGCGUCUGCAAAGUUGUAAACGAUCAUGCUGUCUGUUCCUGCCAGCCUGGCUUAGUCGGUAGUCCACCCGCCUGCAAGCCAGAAUGCGUCGUCAGUGCGGACUGCCCAUUGACACAAGCAUGUCUGAAUAACAAAUGUCAAGAUCCGUGUCCAGGCACCUGCGGACAGAACACUAAUUGCCAAGUAGUCAAUCACAAUCCAAUAUGCAGUUGUGCUGAGUCUUACACGGGCGAUCCCUUCACCAUAUGUUAUCCGCAACCGAAAACACCGCCAGUGCCGACGAAUCCGUGCCAACCGUCGCCUUGUGGUCCCAACGCGGAAUGUCAAGUGAGGGGUGAUAGUCCCGCGUGUUCGUGCAUCGAGAAUUACGUUGGCCUGCCGCCGAAUUGCAGGCCGGAGUGCACGAUUAACCCGGAGUGUCCGCCGCAGUUAGCAUGUAUGCAGCAAAAAUGUCGCGAUCCAUGUGUCGGUUUGUGCGGUCUGAAUGCUCAGUGUUCGGUAGUGAAUCAUCAUGCGGUUUGCGCGUGCAUCGCCGGGUACACCGGAAAUCCGUUCAGCGCCUGUCAACAAACACCUGAGGAUACGCUCGUAGAUAUUAGAAAACCAUGCGAGCCUUCCCCAUGCGGUAUAAACGCAAUUUGCCGCGAGAACAAUGGCGUCGGCUCAUGCACCUGUCCACCGGACUACUUAGGCGACCCCUACACGGAAUGCAGACCCGAGUGCACGCAAAAUUCCGACUGUUCGACGAGAAUGUCAUGCGUCGCCCUGAAAUGCAGAGAUCCUUGCCCAGGCACAUGCGGAAUGAACGCCCAGUGCCAAGCGGUUAAUCAUCUGCCGAUGUGCACUUGCAUUCCUGGCUAUACCGGCAAUCCCUUCACGUACUGUUCCCCGAUAGUCGAGACCCCCCUCCCAGAGACAGACCCAUGCAGUCCAUCCCCAUGUGGACCGAACAGUAAGUGUCAGAAUACAAACGGUCUCGCCGUGUGCACCUGUCUCCCGAACUUUAUCAGCAGCCCUCCCAACUGCCGAGCUGAAUGCGUGGUGAACAGCCAAUGUCCCCUGGAGCUCGCAUGCAUCAAUCAGAAAUGCGCAUCACCCUGCCCGGACCCCUGCGGAAUAAACACUCAAUGCAAAGUUAUCAAUCACAGUCCUAUCUGCGUCUGCAAGCUCAGUUUUACCGGGGAUCCCUUCACGAGGUGUUUCCCUGCACCACAAUCGCCGUUGCCGGAUUAUCCCGUGAUACCCCAAGACCCAUGCAUACCGUCCCCAUGCGGUUUGUAUGCGGAGUGCAGGAAUACUGGUGGCACAGCCUCCUGCUCUUGCCUGCCGACUUACAAAGGCUCGCCGCCAAAUUGCCGUCCCGAGUGUCGUGUGAAUUCUGAUUGUCCGAUGAAUUUCGCUUGCAGCAAUGAAAAGUGCAGAGAUCCCUGUUUAGGCUCGUGCAGCAUCACUUCCUUGUGCAGCGUGUACAAUCAUGUACCCGUGUGCACCUGUCCCGAAGGAUACACUGGCGAUCCCUUCAAUAAUUGCUAUCCCAGACCGAUCACAACAGCGCCUACAAUUAUCGAUCCCUGCGAUUUGAAUCCAUGCGGAUCAAAUGCGCGAUGCAACAACGGUGUUUGCGUGUGCCUGCCCGAAUACCAGGGUGAUCCUUAUGUGGGUUGCCGACCCGAGUGCAUCAUGAACAUCGACUGCGUUCAUGAUCGCGCAUGCAUCCGUAAUAAGUGCGCGGAUCCUUGCCCCGGCACGUGCGGUCGAAAUGCAUUGUGCUCAGUGUACAAUCACAUACCCAUAUGUACUUGUCCUACUGGAAUGGCCGGCAAUGCUUUCGUCCAGUGUUCCAUUGUCGAAGAUACCGUGAAAGGGAACCCUUGUUCACCCUCGCCCUGUGGACCCAACAGUCUCUGCCGAGAGAACAACGGGCAACCAGUGUGCUCCUGCGUCGCCGGAUUCCUCGGUGUACCGCCGACGUGCCGGCCAGAAUGCACCGUCAGUUCCGAGUGUCCGCUGACCGAGGCUUGCAGCAAUCAAAAAUGCAUAAACCCCUGCCUCGGUACAUGCGGAAUUCGAGCUACGUGCCAAGUGAUCAAUCACAAUCCUAUUUGCAGCUGCCCAGCAGAACUCGACGGAGACCCAUUCAUUCGAUGUGUUCCACGACCGCCCAAGCCUGUGGCACAGACAAACCCUUGUGUGCCAUCCCCUUGCGGACCAAAUGCUGAGUGUCGGGUUGUAGGCGACAGCCCUUCGUGCUCUUGUCUAGUCGAAUUCCUAGGCGUGCCGCCGAACUGUAGGCCGGAGUGCGUCAGCAAUAGCGAGUGCCCGUCGCAUUUGGCAUGUAUUAAUCAGAAAUGCAAAGAUCCAUGCGAAGGUUCAUGCGGCGCCAAUGCCGAAUGUCGCGUAGUGAGCCAUACACCCAUGUGCGUUUGUCCCAGUGAUUUCACCGGCGAUCCAUUCACGCAGUGUACAAUCAAGCCACCCACACCGAUCGCGGUAUCGCCCUGUAAACCGUCACCUUGCGGUUUUAAUGCCGUCUGCAAAGAACAAUAUGGCGCCGGAUCUUGCUCUUGUUUGGCUGAUUAUAUCGGUAAUCCUUACGAAGGAUGUCGACCGGAAUGCGUUAUCGACACGGAUUGUAUAUCCACCCUUGCUUGCAUACAAUCCAAGUGUCAGGAUCCAUGCCCCGGCACUUGUGGACAGUUUGCUGAGUGCCAAGUUAUUAACCAUCGACCCAUUUGCACGUGUAUUCCCGGUUAUAGCGGCAAUCCUUUCCAGUACUGUGCUGUGAUUCGCGAUAUUGUUGAAACUCCGAAGGAUGUCUGUAAUCCAUCGCCUUGCGGGCCCAACAGUCAGUGUCGCGUUAAUAACGAUCAAGCGGUCUGCUCUUGUCUGCUGACUUACAUCGGUAGUCCACCUGCGUGUCGCCCCGAAUGCGUUACGAGCCCGGAUUGCUCGCUGACGCUUGCUUGCGUAAAUCAAAAAUGCCAAGAUCCUUGUCCCGGCUCCUGCGGCAAGAACUCAAAUUGCAAGGUCGUCAAACACAAUCCAAUCUGCUCCUGCAGGAAUGGCUAUACCGGGGAUCCAUUUACCGUUUGUUUCCAAACGCCUGUGAGCCCGCCCGUUAUAAGUGACGUCGUGAGAGACCCAUGCAUACCGUCACCUUGUGGCGCGUUCUCCGAAUGUCGCGAUAUAGGAGGCGUACCGUCGUGUUCUUGUUUGCCGACGUAUAGAGGCAGUCCGCCAAAUUGCAAGCCAGAAUGCACCGUCAAUACAGAAUGUCCGGCUAAUAUGGCUUGCAUGCAGCAAAAGUGUAGGGAUCCUUGUCCAGGCUCGUGCGGUAUCCUAGCCGAAUGUAGCGUCGUUAAUCACGUGCCGAUUUGCUCAUGUUUGGCCGGCUACACCGGUGACCCGUUCACCAGUUGCACCUUGAACCCAACUGUCAGUCCCGUCGAAAAGGAUCCAUGCGCACUUACACCUUGCGGAUCCAAUGCACAGUGCGACAGAGGAGUCUGCACUUGUCUAGCGGAGUAUUUCGGGGACCCUUACAGCGGCUGUCGACCAGAAUGCGUGUUGAACAACGAUUGCACGAAUACGCGAGCAUGUGUGCGAAACAAAUGUGUGGACCCUUGUCCAGGUGUUUGCGGCCAAAAUGCUGUGUGCAAUGUGUACAAUCACGUGCCCAUGUGCAGUUGCCCCGCAGGCAUGGAUGGAAACGCUUUCGUUUUAUGCUCUCCCGUUCCAGCACCCACUACUCGAGACCCAUGCAAUCCAUCUCCAUGUGGUCCGAACAGUCAAUGUCGACAGAAUAAUAUGCAAGCCGUGUGUAGUUGUAUAAGCGGCUUUAUUGGAGCGCCGCCGACUUGCAGACCCGAGUGUGUAAUCAGCUCGGACUGUGCAAAGAACGAGGCGUGCACCAAUCAGAAAUGCCAGGAUCCUUGUCCCGGAAGUUGCGGACGCAAUGCGAUCUGCAACGUCAUCAAUCACAAUCCCGUUUGCAUAUGCCGCGCUGGAAUGACCGGGGAUCCGUUUAUCAAUUGCUUCCCAAAUCCUGAGAAUCCUUUACCCGUGGUCAAUCCUUGUCAACCGUCGCCUUGUGGACCGAAUUCGCAAUGCCAAGUGGUCAAUGACCAACCGUCUUGCUCAUGUUUACAAGAAUUUAUCGGAUCACCGCCGAAUUGUCGGCAUGAGUGCGUCAGCAACGGCGAGUGCUCAAAUAAAAUGGCCUGUGUCAACCAGAAAUGUCGCGAUCCAUGUGUCGGCGCAUGUGGAAUCAACGCCGUUUGCAACGUUGUUAGCCAUACACCUAUGUGCGCGUGCACGACUGGUUACACUGGUGAUCCGUUUACGCAAUGCUCUCCGCAACAAUUCGACAUACAGCCUAGUAUACCGACACCGUGCACACCCUCUCCGUGCGGUGCGAAUGCAGUCUGCAGAGUCCAGCAGAAUGCGGGCUCUUGCACAUGUUCGGUCGAUUACAUCGGUAACCCUUACGAAGGGUGCAGGCCCGAGUGCACGCUCAAUUCCGACUGUCCAUCCAAUCAAGCUUGCAUCGGUAUGAAGUGUAAAGACCCGUGUCCAGGAACUUGCGGCCAGAACGCGCAGUGUUACGUGAUCAAUCACGCUCCAACUUGCACUUGCUUCGAACGAUAUACGGGAAAUCCAUUUAUAUUCUGCAAUCUUAUCGUCGAAACUCCGGUUGUGUCAGAUAAUGUCAAUCCUUGCGAGCCGUCCCCUUGCGGGCCAUAUAGUCAAUGCAGAGAAAGCAACGGCCAAGCCGUUUGCUCAUGCCUUCCGACUUACGUAGGCGCACCGCCUGGUUGUAGACCAGAGUGCACGGUUAGCACGGAUUGCGCGACAAAUCUCGCCUGUGAGAAUAACAAGUGCGUUGAUCCAUGUCCAAACUCGUGCGGUCAAGGAACGACAUGCCGGGUUGUGAAUCAUAGCCCGAUAUGCAUGUGCAAAGCCGGAUUCAGCGGCGAUCCAUUUACGCGCUGCUCGUUCAUUCCACCCGUCCCGUUACCAAGUCCACCUUCGGACCCUUGCUUCCCAUCUCCGUGCGGGCCUAAUUCGCAAUGUCGCAAUGUCAACGGUUACCCGUCGUGCUCUUGUAUGAUUAAUUACAUCGGUAGUCCACCGAACUGUCGGCCUGAAUGCGUCAUACCUGCCGAUUGUCCGAGUAAUCAGGCUUGCAUUCGCGAAAAGUGUCAGGACCCCUGUCCAGGCUCUUGCGGUCUGUACGCCGAUUGUACCGUUCACAACCACAUCCCAACCUGCAGAUGCAUAGAAGGUUACACUGGCGAUCCAUUUAUCGGUUGUCAACCUGUACCAAUCAAAGUCGAAGAGCCAGUGAUCGAUCCGUGCAGUAAGUCACCUUGCGGAUCGAAUGCUCGAUGCAACAAUGGCCUUUGCACUUGCAUUCCCGAAUACUUCGGCGAUCCAUAUGCCGGUUGUCGACCAGAAUGCGUGCUCAGUGCAGACUGCUCGACUGACAAGGCGUGCAUACAAAAUAAAUGCGUAGACCCUUGUCCGGGCACUUGCGGACGAAACAGCCUGUGCAACGUCAUUAAUCACACGCCGAUGUGUAGUUGCCCUCACGGCACCAUCGGGAACGCGUUCAUUUCUUGCGACGCUAUGAAAGUUCCGUCGGAAACGAGACCAUGCAACCCGAACCCCUGCGGACCUAACAGUAUAUGCCGGGAGUCGAACGGACACGCCGUAUGCACCUGCGCCCCCGAAUUCCUUGGCUCACCGCCCCUCUGCCGACCCGAGUGCACCCUUAGCUCUGACUGCCGACAGAACGAAGCUUGCGCCAAUCAGAAGUGUAAAGACCCUUGUCCCGGUACAUGUGGCAUCCAAGCGAGAUGCGUGGUCGUCAACCACAAUCCUGUGUGUUCAUGCCCCGAACGCUACACGGGCGACCCCUUCAUCAGAUGCACCAUGCUAACUAUACCUCCAGUACCGUUGGAGCCUAUAAAUACAUGCCAACCUUCGCCCUGUGGUCCGUACGCUGCGUGCCAGGUCAUAAACGAUUUGCCCUCCUGUUCAUGCCUACCCGAGUAUAAAGGUUCGCCCCCGAACUGCCGGCCCGAGUGUAUUUCCAAUCCCGAGUGCCCCAGCCACCAAAGUUGCGUGCGGCAAAAGUGCAAGGACCCUUGCCCAGGUCUAUGUGGGGAGAGUGCGGAGUGCCACGUGGUGCAGCAUGUGCCACAUUGCGUGUGUUCAUACGGUCUCACUGGUGACCCAUAUACGCGCUGCUCGGUGAUACCGAGCAAGGUGGAGCCGAAGCCUUCGCCAUGCGCGAUCUUUGAGUGUGGCGCGAACGCGAUAUGUAGGGAGCGAGACGGCGUCGCAGUUUGUCAAUGCACUUCUAGUUACAUUGGCAAUCCUUACUUGGCAUGCCGACCCGAAUGCGUCAUUAAUCCUGACUGUCCGUCCAAUUUGAUGUGCGUGAGAAACAAAUGCGUGAAUCCCUGCGCGGGCAUGUGCGGUCGGAACGCCGAAUGUUCGGUUGUCAAUCAUCAACCGAUGUGUACGUGCUUACCAGGAUACACCGGAGAUCCCUUCAGCAAUUGUUUCGUAGAUCAAAUAGUCAAAGACGAAAAUGUUUGCUCCCCGUCGCCUUGCGGACCCAACAGCAAAUGCAAAGAGGUAUCCGGACAGGCGGUCUGCUCGUGUCUGCCAACUUACGUUGGAACUCCACCUGCGUGUAGACCCGAAUGCGUCGCUAGCUCAGAAUGUCCCUCGCAGUUAGCGUGCAAGGAUUAUAAAUGCGUGAACCCUUGCCCGAGCCCGUGCGGACUUAAUACCAAUUGCGUGGUCGUUAAUCACAGCCCCAUCUGCAGUUGUAUGCCUAGUUACAGCGGAGAUCCUUUCACCAUAUGUACAUCGAUUCCACCUGUGACUCCACCGGGCCCGAUAGAGAGAGAUCCAUGUGUGCCAUCCCCGUGCGGUAGUUUCUCCCAAUGUAGAAACAUCGGCGGCUCGCCCGCGUGUACCUGCUUGGAGAAUUACAUGGGUCAACCGCCUAAUUGCAGACCUGAAUGCACCAUACACUCAGAGUGCUCGAGUGAUAAGGCCUGCGUCAACAUGAAGUGCAUGGAUCCCUGCCUGGGUUCGUGCGGUACCAAUGCCCUGUGCUCGGUGAUUAACCACAUACCCACGUGCAGAUGUCCCGAGGGUUACACUGGCAACACGUUCACUCUUUGCGAGUUGUUGCCAGAGACACCGGCCCCAUCACCAGUCGAAGACGCCUGUGUCCCGUCACCCUGCGGUCCCAACGCGGAAUGCUCUGACGGUAUCUGUACUUGUCUCCCGGAGUUUCGAGGAGAUCCCUUCGUAGGUUGUCGGCCGGAAUGCGUUCUGAAUACCGAUUGCCCCCGUGACAGAGCGUGCAUGCGUAACAAGUGCGUGGAUCCCUGCCCGGGAGCUUGCGCUAUUAACGCUCUAUGCACUGUGAUCGGUCACGUUCCCAUGUGCAGUUGCCCUGGAAAUAUGACCGGCAACGCGUUCAGCCAAUGCACGCCCAUACAAGACAUGAUAUCUGCUAAUCCUUGCGGCCUGUCACCCUGCGGACCCAACAGUGAAUGCCGUGUUGUAAACAAUCAAGCAGUCUGCUCCUGCAUAAGAGGAUACUUAGGUAGUCCUCCGACCUGCAGGCCUGAAUGCAUAGUCAGUACGGAUUGCCCGCAGAACGAGGCAUGUAACAACCAGAAGUGCACGAACCCUUGCCUGGGAAGUUGCGGAAUCGGCGCGUUAUGCCAUGUGGUGAAUCACAAUCCCAUCUGCAGUUGCCCUCCUUCUCAAACGGGUGACCCGUUCGUUAGGUGUAUCAAUCAACCACCGCCCACACCAGCUCCUCCAACACCAUGCGAACCGUCUACCUGUGGCCCCAACUCCAAAUGUCGGCCGUCCGACGGCAUAUCUCUGUGCUCCUGCCUGCCUGGUUUCAUCGGCAGCCCACCUAAUUGCAGAGCGGGAUGCAUCAGUAACAGCGAGUGCGCCAAUCACUUAGCCUGCAUCAAUCAGAAAUGCCAAGAUCCGUGCGUUGGGUCUUGCGGCGCGAACGCCAAUUGCCACGUGGUCAGUCACACCCCAAUGUGCACCUGCGUGAACGGCUAUACUGGCGAUCCGUUCACGCAGUGUGUCUUUAGGGAGCCAACACCAUUGCCACCCACGCCCGUUGAUCCCUGCAUUCCUUCUCCUUGCGGCUCAAAUGCGCUCUGCAAAGAGUUCAACGGAGCUGGUUCGUGCACGUGUCUGCCGAAUUACACCGGUAAUCCAUACGAAGGAUGCAGGCCGGAGUGCGUGUUGAAUACGGACUGCCCCGCGAGUUUGGCCUGCAUAAAUAUGAAGUGCAAGGACCCGUGUCCAGGAUCGUGUGGACGUAAUGCAUUGUGCCAAGUGGUCAAUCACUUGCCAGUCUGUAAUUGUUACCCCCGACAUACUGGCAACGCCUUCCUUUACUGCAACCCGAUAGAGCUAGAAGCAGACAGCGCCAUUAGUCGUCCUUGCGAACCGUCACCCUGCGGACCCAACAGCAAGUGCCGCGUCGUGGAUAACACGAGCGUCUGCACUUGCCUACCCACCUUCUUGGGAAGCCCGCCAAACUGUCGUCCCGAGUGCACGGUUAGCGCCGAAUGCGCUUUCAAUUUGGCAUGUGUCAACAACAAAUGUACCGACCCUUGUCCUGGAUUGUGUGGUUCUAACACAAGAUGCGAGACGAUCCAUCAUAACGCCAUAUGUUCAUGCCGACUUGGCUUCACGGGUGAUCCAUUCGUUGCCUGUUUCGAAAUUCCACCCCCAGAAAAAGAUCGUCCACCUGUGAAUCCUUGUGUACCUUCACCAUGCGGACCUUAUUCGGAAUGCCGCGACAUUAACGGCCAAGCGUCUUGCGCUUGUCUGCCAACGUACAUGGGAACACCACCUAAUUGCAGGCCCGAAUGCUUGAUUAAUUCCGAAUGCCCGAGUAAUCAGGCAUGCAUACAGAGAAAGUGCCGGUAUCCUUGCGAUGGAGUGUGUGGUGUAGGAGCAACUUGUAACGUCAUUAACCACUUACCCACGUGUUCUUGCCCGAGCGGGUUCACUGGGGACCCCUUCGUAAUGUGUAGACCAGUUCCCGAGGAAGAUACAACGCUCAAGCCGACAGACCCGUGCUUAAACUGCGGUGCAAAUACUCAGUGUCUCAAUGGCGUAUGCACCUGUCUUCCUGAAUAUCAGGGGGAUCCGUAUAUGGGCUGUCGUCCAGAGUGUCUCUUAAACCCAGACUGCCCGAGGGAUAAAGCUUGCAUUAAGAACAGAUGUCGCAAUCCAUGUGACGGGAUCUGCGGCUACAAUGCCCUUUGUUCCGUUGUCAAUCAUAUCCCGGUCUGCACUUGCCCGCCAGGAAUGUCAGGCAAUGCGUUUGUAACGUGUUCCCCGAUAGAAGCACCAAUACUGAAAGAUCCAUGCAACCCGACACCGUGUGGACCGAAUAGCCAGUGCCGAAAGAUAAACGAGCAGGCCGUUUGCUCGUGUAUACCCGGAUACCUGGACGCACCGCCCAAUUGCCGAGCCGAGUGCAUUAUCAGUUCCGACUGUCCUGCAAACAUGGCCUGCAAUAAUCAAAAAUGCAUAGAUCCCUGUCCUGGAACGUGCGGUAUUAGAGCUCAGUGCACCGUGGUUAAUCACAACCCGAUCUGUUCUUGCCCCUCUGAAUUGACCGGCGACCCGUUCACACAGUGCAUCUCAAGAUCGGAGCAACCUCCAGCACCCGUAAAUCCCUGCAUCCCAUCUCCGUGUGGACUCAACAGUAGAUGUCAGAUCGUAAAUGACGCGCCCUCGUGCAGUUGCUUGGCAGAGUUCAUCGGUGAACCGCCGAAUUGCAGGCCGGAAUGUGUCAGUAAUAGCGAGUGCUCCACACACUUAGCAUGCAUCAAUCAAAAAUGCCGCGAUCCUUGCCCAGGAUCUUGCGGUGUUAACUCGGACUGUCGAGUGAUCAGUCAUACGUCCAUGUGUGUGUGCAUUGCUGGAUAUGAGGGUGAUCCGUUCGUACAAUGUAACCCCAAGCGAAGCGAAGUGAUGAGCACUGUAAAACCAACCCCGUGUAUUCCGUCGCCCUGCGGCUUCAACGCGGUGUGUCGUGAACUAAACGGCGCUGGUUCGUGCGCGUGUCUACCGGAUUAUAUAGGCAAUCCUUAUGAAGGCUGUCGACCCGAAUGCACGAUGAAUUCCGACUGCACUGCAGAUCGCGCAUGUAUCGGUUCGAAAUGUCAGAAUCCUUGUCCAGGCUUCUGCGGGUAUAACGCGAUUUGUCAAGUGGUCAAUCACGCACCGUUAUGUAUAUGUCAAUCUGGAUACAGCGGCAACCCGUUCAUCUCUUGUAAUAUCGUAGAAGACACGAAGCUAGAGAGUAAUACGUGCAGCCCAUCUCCCUGCGGACUUAACAGCCAAUGCCGUGAAUUGAACAGUCAAGCGAUCUGCUCGUGCUUGCCCACAUUUAUCGGAACCCCGCCAAGCUGUCGGGCUGAAUGCACCGUCAGCUCCGAUUGCCUCCAAAAUCGCGCGUGCAAGAACCGCAAAUGCGUCGACCCGUGUCCGGGUAUCUGCGGUAUCAACGCAAGAUGCGAAGUGAUUAAUCAUAGUCCGAUUUGCAGUUGCAAUCAAGAUUUUACCGGCGAUCCUUUCGUAACGUGCUUCCGGAUAGAAAUAGACAAAGACAUCCCUACGACGCCAACGAAUCCGUGCGUGCCAUCCCCAUGUGGUCCAUUCGCCGUUUGCCGUGAUAGCGGCUACGCUAGUGUCCCUACGUGUACGUGCUUGGAAAAUUACAUCGGUAGCCCCCCGAAUUGCCGGCCAGAGUGUACUGUAGACUCUGACUGCAGCAGUAACAGAGCGUGUCUGCGGCAGAAAUGCAGAGACCCAUGCCCGGGCUCGUGCGGUAUCGGAGCGCAAUGUCUUGUGGUCAAUCAUAUGGCCGUCUGUCUCUGUCCGAAGGGUUACACUGGAGACGCAUUCGCCAACUGCUAUCCCGAACCUCCCCCCGUCAUACCAGUGCCACAAGAUCCUUGUAAUCCGAAUCCGUGCGGAGCGAACGCGAUAUGUCGCGAUGGCAGCUGCUCUUGUCUGCCCGAGUACCACGGCGACCCUUAUUCCGCUUGUCGACCUGAGUGCGUACAGAACCCGGACUGUCCAUUGGACAAAGCCUGCGUGCGCAACAAGUGCUUCGACCCAUGUGUUGGAGCCUGCGGGCAGAACGCAAAGUGCACGGUCAUCAAUCACACCCCGAUGUGCACUUGUCCUGAUGGAAUGUCUGGUAACGCAUUCGCGGUGUGUUACCCGGCUCAAGAUCCCACUGUGGUCGAGAACCCCUGCAACCCAUCACCCUGCGGCCCGAACAGUCGUUGCCAGAGCAUUAACAGUCAAGCAGUGUGCUCAUGCGUGCCUGGAUUUAUAGGAAAUCCGCCGGCCUGUCGGCCUGAAUGCAUAGUCAAUACUGAUUGCGCGUUGAACGAGGCCUGCAUCAACAUGAAGUGCAGCAACCCUUGCUUAGGUGCGUGUGGCAUAUCUGCACGUUGCCAAGUGCUGAACCACAAUCCAAUCUGCAGCUGUCCUCCCGCGUUCACUGGCGAUCCCUUCAUACAUUGUACGCCAAGACCUGAAAACGUGCCGAAACCGGUGAACCCGUGCCAACCUUCACCCUGUGGCCCCAAUGCUCAGUGUCAAGUAGUCAACGACUCACCAUCGUGUUCGUGCAUGCCGGAAUACAUUGGAACGCCACCCAACUGCCGACCAGAGUGCAUCAGUAACAGCGAAUGUCCAAGUCAGCAAGCUUGCAUCAAUCGCAAGUGCAGAGACCCGUGUCCCGGGUCGUGUUUCGCCCUAGCUGACUGUCACGUCGUUAAUCAUGUACCAACUUGCUCGUGUCGCUCCGGAUACACGGGUGAUCCGUUUGUUCAGUGCACGGUCAAGGAGAGCGAGCCGCCAACACCAAGUCGACCCUGCCAACCGUCCCCUUGCGGCACAAACGCCGUGUGUAGAGAGCAAAACGGUGUCGGCUCUUGCACGUGUUUGCCCGAGUAUAUUGGAAACCCCUACGAAGGAUGUCGUCCUGAAUGUACCCUCUCGUCAGACUGUCCCGCGCACUUAGCCUGCAUCGGAUCGAAAUGUCAGAAUCCGUGUCCGGGUUCGUGCGGUGUCAAUACCAAUUGCCAAGUCGUCAACAAUGUGCCCGUUUGCACCUGCAUCUCUGGCUACACUGGCAAUCCAUAUAUAAAUUGCGUUUAUCAGGCUGUCGAGACUCCUGAGGAAGAACGUAAACCUUGCAUACCUUCCCCUUGUGGCCCGAACAGUCAAUGCGCCAAUAACAAUGGUCAAGCGAUCUGCUCUUGUUUGCCCAAAUUCAUCGGAGCCCCGCCAAAUUGUAGACCGGAAUGUUUGGUAAAUUCAGAGUGCGGAUCGAGCCGAGCAUGCGUGAAUCAGAAAUGCGUAGACCCCUGUGUCGGCACUUGCGGCCGCGAAGCUCAAUGCAAAGUCAUACACCACAGCCCGAUCUGCAACUGCCCGAGCGGCUUCACGGGCGAUCCAUUCAUCUACUGCUUCCUAGCGCCAACACCAGAACCAGAAGAUCAAUACCCGAAGGACCCAUGCCUACCGUCACCUUGCGGACCGAACGCUCUGUGUAGAAACAUCGGCAACACACCGGCAUGCAGUUGUAUGCAGAAUUACAUUGGUGUGCCUCCAAAUUGCCGACCCGAGUGCUCGAUCAAUUCAGAUUGUCCUGCCGAUAAAGCUUGUAUGAGAGAGAAAUGCAAGGAUCCCUGUCCGGGAUCGUGCGGCCUCUUGGCGCAAUGCACGGUGAUAAAUCAUACACCGUCCUGCGUGUGUACCGAAGGAUACACUGGCGACCCCUUCGUGAGUUGUAACCCUGCGCCUCAGAAACCUCUACCACCCCCCGACCGGUGCAAUCCAUCACCGUGUGGCCAAAACGCUCGGUGUAACGACGGAGUGUGCACAUGCAUACCUGAAUACUUCGGGGACCCAUUCGUCGGCUGCCGGCCGGAAUGCGUCAUCAACACCGAUUGUUCGCGCGAUAAAGCGUGCAUGCAGCACAAGUGUCGCGAUCCGUGCGCCGGCACAUGUGGCCUCAAUGCAGAAUGCAACGUUGUCAAUCACCUGCCGAUGUGUAGCUGCCCGCGAAACAUGAGUGGCAACGCGUUCAUCUCAUGUACCUCCGUGCAAGAUACGACCAUCUUCGAACCGUGCAACCCGUCCCCAUGCGGCCCGAACAGCCAUUGUCGUGCGUCGAACGGCCAGGCGAUUUGCGCGUGCAUUGCCGGAUUCAGAGGAGUUCCGCCGUCUUGCAGACCGGAGUGUCUCAUUAGCGCCGAUUGCGCCCGCAAUCGGGCCUGCAGCAACCAGAAGUGCAUUGACCCAUGUCUCGGUGCAUGCGGAAUAGCCGCACAGUGCGCCGUAGUGAAUCACAACCCGGUGUGCAGCUGCCAGACACUGUACACGGGCGAUCCAUUCGUCCGCUGCUUCCCGCAACCGAAAGAACCACCGCCACCACCAACCGAUCCUUGCCGACCUUCACCUUGCGGCCCGAACGCGCAGUGUCAAGUCCUCAACGGCGCUCCGUCCUGCUCAUGCUUGCCGCAGUAUAUCGGAAUCCCACCCAACUGUAGACCAGAGUGCGUGAGUAACAGCGAGUGUCCGAGACAACAGGCUUGCAUCAAUCAAAAGUGCAAAGAUCCUUGCCCAGGAUCCUGCGGCAGGAAUGCCGAAUGUAGGACCGUCAGUCACACCCCCAUGUGCAUUUGCGCUGGUGACUUUACCGGAGACCCCUUCAUUCAAUGCAACCCUCGACCGAUUGAAACAUCGCCUGUCCCGUUAAACCCGUGCCAACCAUCUCCCUGUGGUGCGAACGCGAUGUGUCGGGAGGUAUCCAGCUCGGCCUCCUGCAUCUGCUUACCCGACUUCUACGGUAACCCGUACGAAGGUUGUAGGCCCGAGUGCGUGAUCAAUUCCGACUGUAUAUCUAAUCGAGCCUGCAUAAGGAACCGCUGCCAAGACCCUUGUCCAGGAACGUGCGGGGUCAAUGCGAUCUGCGAGGUCAUCAAUCACAUACCGGCGUGCAGCUGUCAGCCAAGGCAUACUGGAGACCCGUUUAGAUAUUGUAUGCCCAUACAAGAUACUCCUCCAGAGCCCGUAGGUGACCCUUGUCAGCCGUCUCCCUGCGGCCCCAACAGCAACUGCUUGAAUCGAAACGGGAAAGCUAGCUGCUCGUGCCUGCCGAGUUACCAAGGAAGUCCUCCCGCAUGUAGACCCGAAUGCGUCAUUAGCACGGAAUGUCCUAUGAAUCGCGCUUGUGUCAAUCAGAAGUGCGUUGAUCCGUGCCCAGGUGUGUGCGGCAUCAACGCCAAGUGCAAUUCCUUAUCCCACAGUCCAUUCUGCAGCUGCGCACCUGGUCAAAUCGGGGAUCCGUUCGUCAAGUGUUUCGACAUGCCUCUGAUACCCGCACCAUCGCAGCAGGCGAACCCCUGCAUUCCGUCGCCCUGCGGCCCGUUCUCCACAUGUCAAGACAGGGGAGGCUAUCCAUCUUGUACAUGUAUGCCCAAUUACAUCGGAUCGCCGCCAUAUUGCCGGGCCGAGUGCUCGAUCGAUUCCGAUUGCACAGGCGACAAAGCUUGCAUACGAGAGAAAUGCAGAGAUCCUUGCCCCGGAUCUUGCGGUUUUAGCGCCCUGUGUACUGUCAUUAACCACACCCCGGCUUGCACAUGUCCCGACGGAUACACGGGCGAUCCCUUCAACAAUUGCUACCCGACACCCAUACAAACACCACCCGCAAAGCCAGACCCGUGCAAUCCGUCACCAUGCGGACCUAACGCCGAAUGCACAGGUAACGGUGUCUGCAGAUGUAUAGCCGAGUAUCGCGGCGAUCCUUACCGGGAAUGUCGGCCGGAAUGCGUGCAGAAUUCCGACUGUCCGUACGAUAAGGCUUGCGCCAACAACAAAUGCGUAAACCCCUGCGUCGGCAUCUGCGGCCAAAACGCGGAGUGUGCGGUCAUCGCGCACAUCGCCACCUGCAACUGCGCUCAGAAUUACGAAGGCGACCCGUUCACCCUAUGCACGCGCGUGAAACCGCGCGUGAAACCGUGCGAGCCAUCUCCCUGUGGACCCAAUAGUGUGUGCCGUGAACUCGGCGAGCAGGCCUCUUGCUCUUGCCUGCCCGGCUACUUCGCAGUUCCGCCGAGCUGUAGACCCGAGUGUCUCGUUAAUACCGACUGCGAGCAGAGCAAAGCCUGCGUGAACACGAGAUGCCGCAAUCCCUGCGAGAACGCGUGCAGCCCGAGUGCACAGUGCGUUGUGCGAAACCACAAUCCUUUUUGCAGGUGUCCCGCUCAGCAUUCCGGCGAUCCGUUCGUCAAUUGCUUCCCCAUAACACCAUCGGACGUAGAACCGUCCAAGGACCCAUGUUACCCCUCGCCGUGUGGACCGAACUCGCAAUGCACAGUAUCCGCCGAUAAUAAACCCUCCUGCUCCUGCUUACUCACUUUCAUAGGAUCUCCGCCCAAUUGUAGACCCGAAUGCCGUGUAAACAACGACUGUCCCGCCAAUCGAGCAUGCAUUAAGCAGAAAUGUACUGACCCGUGCGUUGGAUCGUGCGGACUCAAUGCACUGUGCCAAGUCACUUUGCACCAAGCCCGAUGCACCUGUCCCGAAUCAUACACCGGAGACCCAUUCACAGUUUGUUCUGUGAUACCAUCAACUCCAGCACCGCCGACACCUUUGAGACCAUGCAACCCCUCGCCUUGCGGUAUAAACGCGUACUGCCAUGAGAGAUUCAACACUGCCAUUUGCGAAUGCGUACCAAACUACAGGGGUAACCCGUACCAAGGCUGUCAACCGGAGUGUCUCGUCAACACCGACUGUCCGCAAUCGCAGGCUUGCAUAAGAACUAAGUGUCAAGAUCCUUGUCCUGGUACUUGCGGCGUUGGAGCGAUCUGCACGGUGUCGAAUCAUGUGCCCAUCUGCUCGUGCCCACUACCAACGAUCGGCGAUGCUUUUACGCUUUGUCAAGUUCCCGUGGAAGAUACUAAGGAAACAGAUCCGUGCUACCCUUCACCGUGUGGCCCGAACACUGUUUGCGAGAAAAUCGGUAAUACGGCAAUUUGCAAGUGUCUACCUGGGCUGUUAGGCGUUCCAACGAGCGUCACCGGCUGCCAUCCGGAGUGCAUACUCAGCUCGGACUGUCCAGGCGACAAAGCUUGCAUACAGAGCAAAUGCAAAGACCCUUGUUCUCAAAAUGUAUGUGGCAGCAAGGCGGUGUGCAAGACGAUCAAUCACAGCCCGCUCUGCAGCUGUCCGUCUCCCUUGAUCGGCAAUCCCUUCGAGGAGUGUUACACGAAAAUCGAAACCAACCCCUGUAGCCCAUCACCUUGCAAUUACAACGGUGAGUGCAGAGUGAAGAACGGAGUCGCGGUCUGCAUUUAUCCCGAGUGCGUCAUCAAUUCUGAUUGUCCUCGCGACAAGGCUUGUUUCUCGCAAAAAUGUAGAGAUCCUUGCAUCGGCGCGUGUGGUAUUAAUUCUCUCUGUCAGACCGUUAAUCACAAGCCGGUGUGCUCCUGCCCGGUCGGCUUCACGGGCAACGCACGAGUGCAAUGUACAAUACCAACUCUUGCAGAACCAAUCCCAGAGUGCACUCAGAAUACCGAAUGCUCCAACGACAAGACCUGCUUUAAUCAGAAGUGCGUCGAUCCGUGUACUCUGGACUCCUGUGGCCUCAACAGCCACUGCUACGUGAUAAUGCACAGAGCCAUAUGUGUCUGCAACGAAGGAUUUAGCGGAAACCCUCAGCAAUAUUGCCAUCAGCUCGGUUGUCGCAACGAUAACGAAUGCCCAUUAAUUCAAUCCUGUAUCAACAACGAAUGCAUUGACACCUGCUUGGUAACGCAGUGCGGUCUCAACGCAUUGUGUACCGCCGAUGGAUAUCACAAGACCCGCUGCUAUUGUCCGGAUGGCUACACGGGCAAUCCGUACGAAGUAUGCGAGAGACCGGAAUGUACUAGUGAUAAUGACUGUGCCUCGUUCUUGGCCUGUCGCAAUCUGAAAUGCGUGAAUCCUUGUAACUGUCCGCCACCGACGUUGUGCACUGUCGUCAACCAUCGAUCGAUCUGCAAAUGUCCACCUGGCUAUAUCGGCAAUCCUUACAGUUCAUGUCUUCUGGAACCUCUGGAACCGAAGACCGAAUGCCAAGUUGACGGCGACUGUCCCACCAAGCUGGCAUGUUUCAGUGGUAUAUGCAAAGAUCCGUGCGCAGAAACGAAACCGUGUAUCGCUAGCGCUAGAUGCAGUGUCGUAGAUACUCUACCGAUGAGAACAAUGAUCUGUGAAUGCCUGCCAAACUACGCUGGUGAUGCCACUGUUCUUUGCGUACCAGUGGAGAACCAAAUCAGCGCAAUCUGCGAGAGUGAUUCUCAAUGUACGCCGGACAUGGCCUGUCUCAACCGUCGAUGCAUCAACCCGUGCAAUGUCAAUCCGUGCGCUUCGAACGCGGAAUGUCAUAUCGAGAACCACCGUCGCGUGUGUCAGUGUCCUCACGGAUACGCUGGCGAUCCGUUCAUAAAUUGCUACGAAGAAAACAUAGUUCUCCCUGAAUGCAGAACGAACACCGAAUGUCCCUCUGAUAAGGCGUGCAUCAAUCAACUUUGCCAAGAUCCGUGUUCUAGUAACCGCUGCGGAUUUAACGCCGAAUGUGUCACGAUUAAUCAUCAUCCUUCUUGUCAUUGUCAAGGGGGUUUAGCUGGCGAUCCGCAGCUUCAAUGCUACAGACCGGAAUGUAAGACGGACAAUGACUGUCCUUACGACAAGACCUGCCGAAAUAACAAUUGCGUCACUCCUUGUUUCAUCGGUGACGUCGUAUGCGGCCGUGGUGCGGAAUGUAGAACGGUGUCUCACAGAGCUCAGUGCAUUUGUCCGCAAGGCACUCAGGGUGAUCCGCGAGUCGCAUGCAUUUCAGCGAUUUGCCACUACAACGAAGAUUGCGCGGAUCAUGAGGCGUGCGACAGACUGAACAGAGUUUGUAGACCGGUUUGCGACGACGACGCUUGUGCCGAAACGGCAACUUGCAUCGCGCGCAACCAUCAGCCGAAGUGCACGUGUCCUCCGGGUACCACUGGAAAUCCAUAUAUAACAUGCGCUGGUGCACCUAUUGUACCUGAGUGCACGCAGGACAGCGAAUGCGCGUUGAAUCUCGCCUGUAUUAACACCAAGUGCCAAGAUCCUUGUGCCGCUAGUAGCAUGUGCACCAGUGAGCAGGAAUGCAAGGUUUUGAACACCGUGCCGCUUCGCACCAUGAUUUGCUUGUGUCCACCGAAUACGAUCACCGAUGAGAACGGACAGUGCAAGCCGAUCGUAUUGGGCGAUGUACAGUGUCAUCUAGAUCAAGAUUGCGCCAAUCACGAAAAGUGUCUCGAUGGAAUAUGCGUGGAUGCUUGUUUGACAAGCCAGUGCGGUCUCAACGCGCAAUGCAAGUCCACGUCUCAUACCGGCAUUUGCUUCUGCUCACAGGAUUUCACAGGCAAUGCUUAUAUCGAAUGUAUAAGAGUUCCACUCACUCCGUUGCCAGGACAUCGGCCGGAGUGUUACACGAACAGCGAAUGCGCACGCGACAAGCAAUGUGUGAACUCGCUCUGCGUAAAUCCAUGCGUCGCCGGCAAUCCUUGCGGCAGGAAUUCUUUGUGUCACGUGGACCGUCACGAACCGAUUUGCAGAUGUCCGAUCGGCUACAACGGCGAUCCCAGAAUUAAGUGCAUACCACCCGAGAUCGUGCCCGAAUGCGUGUCGAACAGUGAAUGCGCAGGAAAUUAUGCGUGCGUAAACAACGCAUGCAUCAACCCGUGCAAUUGCGGACCCAAUGCCAAGUGUAACGUCGUCAACCAUUAUCCUUCCUGCAUAUGUCUGCCGGGGUACUCCGGAAAUCCUCAGUUGGGAUGCUUUAAACUCGAUUGCGAGUCCGAUAGCGAUUGCGACUACGCAGCCGCUUGCUACAAUGGCCAAUGCGUCAAUCCUUGCAUCUUGGACAACAAAUGCGCCAUCAACGCGGAAUGCUAUGGAAAGAAUCACCGAUCGGCUUGCCGUUGCGGUCCAGGUUACUACGGCAAUCCUCAAAUUCACUGCGAGAAGGUCGAAUGCAACACGGAUCACGACUGCCCCAACAAUCUAGCGUGCAACAAUGGCCGCUGCGUGAAUCCAUGCGCUGAGGACUCGCCGUGUGCGCAGAAUGCGGUCUGCUACGUGCAAGAUCACAUAGCUUCUUGCCGUUGUCCCGAGAACUUGCCGUUGGGAAAUCCAUUCUCCUAUUGCGAACGACGUUCCGUAGAAGAGUUUGACGAGCCGGAAUGCAGAGUCGACAUCGACUGCUCGGAUAAACUAGUGUGCAUUCGGGAAAAAUGCAUCGACCCUUGCCCGGUCAUCAAACCAUGCCUGGAGAACGCUCGUUGUGACGUUCUCGAUACUGUGCCUGUUAGAACUAUGAUUUGCACGUGUCCGGAGGGAUGGAUCACCGACGUCGACGGAGUAUGUAGGCCAAUACAACUGACAGUGAUUGGCACAUGCACGACGAACGACGACUGUGGUGAUCGUGACGCUUGCAUCAACCGGCAAUGUCGCAACCCCUGCAACUGCGGCGCCAAUGCGGUUUGCUACGUGAGGAACCACAAGCCGAUCUGUUCUUGCGAACAAGGAUACCAGGGCAAUCCUGAGAUCGCGUGUCACUCGGUCGAGUGCCGGCACAACAGCCAGUGUACGAUCGACAAGGUCUGCGAGAACAAUAACUGCGUGAACCCAUGCCUGAUUGCUGAGCCCUGUGGCACCAACGCCGAAUGCUUUCCGAACAACCAUGUGGCCGAUUGCCGCUGCCGCAAAGGCUACCACGGCAAUCCUCUGGACCGUUGUCGUGUGAUCGGCUGUUAUAGUAAUGGUGACUGUCCAGGCGACCAUUCGUGCAUCAACAUGCAAUGCAUCGACCCUUGCAUCCACGACAACCCUUGCUCGGCCCGCGCCGAGUGCAGGGUCCUGAACCACCUGCCGAUCUGCCGCUGCCCGCCGCAUUUCACCGGUAAUCCAUACAUCAACUGUCGACCGGAAGAGAGGCCCGAAUGCAGGGAAGACAUCGACUGUCCGGACUCGCUCGCCUGCCUUAGCAACAGAUGCCAAAACCCGUGCCCGGUCAUACAACCGUGCACAGAGCCGUCCGAGUGUCGGGUCCUACCAACGCGUCCAGUACGCACUAUGGUGUGCGUGUGCCCUAGUGGCUAUGUCAGCAGCGGUAGCGGUACUUGCCGCGCCACCAAACCGAUCCUUAAGAUCGAGUGCACCAAUGAUGACGAUUGUGCGCCUGAGCGGUCAUGCAUCAAUGCUGUCUGCAGGGAUCCCUGCGCCUGUGGACCCAACGCCGUUUGCAAUGUCAUCAAUCAUAAGCCGAUAUGCUCGUGCGUCCUGGGAUACGAUGGCAACCCGGACAUCAUUUGCACGAAAGUUGCAGGAUGUAGGACUGACGGUGAUUGCAGCGGCUCGCACGCGUGCCUCCAGCGUAGUUGCAUACCGGUGUGUUCGCCGUCUUUGGCUUCCUGCGGCAAGAAUGCAGUAUGCCACGGUAUAAAUCACAAAGCUAUCUGUGAGUGUCCGCCCGGCUUCGGCGGAAACCCAAGGGUAUCUUGCGUACUCUUAGGAUGCAGAAGCAACUCGGAUUGCCCGACAAACAAGGCGUGUAUCAACAACCGCUGCGAGAACCCGUGCGCGGUGAAUCCGUGCACCGGUAAUAUGGAAUGCAACGUUUACAAUCACGUUGUGGAAUGCGCAUGUCCACCCGGCUACGUUGGCGACGUCAAAAUAGGAUGUACCAAGGUUAAAGAAAAAUGCAAGGCAGACAACGAGUGUCCGUCUCAAACCGCUUGCUUCAACGGACAAUGUAUCAAUCCAUGUACAAAGAUCGAGCCCUGUGGUGUUAACGCCGUAUGCAAGGUCUUGGAUACUAGCCCAGUUAGGACCAUGAUAUGCGAAUGUCUCCCAGGAUACCGCGGAAACGCGGUUGUCCGUUGUGAGAAAGCAAAUAUAUGUCCAGUCGAGAAAGGUCAGGUUCGCGACGAAUAUGGCAACUGCGUCUGCCCGCCAGGAUUCGGCAAGGACGAGAACGACGAUUGUAUAGCUUGCCGUAGACAGUCCAAUAUGGUGAUAAACGAGGAGGGUUACUGCGUAUGCGAUCUGGAAAAAGGCUUCAGUAUCGACGAAUAUGGCCGUUGCGUAUGCCCGACACAGCACGGAUACAGGAUUGACACCAGUGGAUAUUGCAGAACCAUCGGUGUGAUAGAAUGCAGGCGUAACGACGACUGUGCCGACGACAAAUAUUGCGAAAAGACCACUCGGACCUGUCAAGAUCCUUGCAAGAAGCAAAUAUGCGGAGUGCACGCGCUUUGCAACGCCACUAGACAUCAAGCUGUGUGCAUUUGCAUCAAUGGCUAUUUAGGCAAUCCGUACACGCAAUGCUAUGAUAGAAAGGACGGCCGAACGGACUUCCCGAAACCGGAAAUGGAUGUGAGCUGCUUGUCAGACGGGGUGCAAGUCGUGAUACAUUUACAUCAGGAAUUUGACGGGGUUCUGUACGUGAAAGGACGCAGCAAAGACGAGCAAUGCAGGCGGGUUGUCUCGAUACCGGCUGAAACCGAGCACAAGACGGAAACCUUUAAGGUCGCAUUCGGCAAUUGCGGAUUGAUACACGUGAAUGGACAAGCUAGCUUCGUGCUAGUCAUACAAAAGCAUCCGAAGUUGAUGACGUAUAAGGCGCAGGCUUAUCACAUUAAAUGCAUAUAUCAGACUGGAGAGCAGAACGUUACCCUCGGUUUCAAUGUCUCGAUGUUAACGACAGCCGGAACAAUUGCCAACACUGGUCCACCACCUAUAUGUCUGAUGAAGAUAGUUGCCCAGAACGGAGAUGAAAUUAAUUCAGCCGAAAUUGGAGACAAUCUGAUGCUGCAAGUGGAAGUUCAACCUUCAUCUAUUUAUGGUGGAUUUGCGCGGAACUGCGUAGCUAAGACAAUGGAAGAUAAUCUAGAGAACGAAUACAUUGUGACGGAUGAGAAUGGCUGCGCGACAGAUCCUACGAUUUUCGGCGAGUGGAAACAAAAUUCUGAGACUCAAGCGUUAAUGGCUAGUUUCAACGCAUUCAAGUUCCCCAGCAGCGACAAUAUAAGAUUCCAAUGCAAUAUCCGCGUAUGCUUCGGUCGCUGUCAACCUGUCAAUUGUCGAGGCUACAAUGCUUUCGGCCGUCGUCGUAGAGACGUUGACUCCGAAAUGAACGACACGUCUCUAAGCAUAUCUGAUGGAUACGAGGGUCAACUCCGUGAAGAAAUAACGAUUCAGUCGAACCUAAUAUUCACUCUGGAAAGGAAAGAGGAGAGGUAUGCAGCAGAUCGAGCUGAAGCUCCUUCAGCACAAAGAGUGGAAGAUAUCUGUGUUUCUAUGGUCGGCUUUAUCAUAGCAUUGAUAAUUACGGCACUUUUGGCACUGGUUGCCGUAGCUAUUGCUGUGUCAUGCUGGCUUAUGGCGUAUCGACGCCAGCCAAAGACUGCUGGACCACUGCCACACCCACCAGAGUUCCCAAACCCCUUGUUCACUACUGAAUCCGUAGCUGAACCUUCUCCUGACUAUCACCUAUCAUAAGUCCUUUAGAAUAUAUAAUUAAUAUUUUAUAAAUAACAUAAAUUUUAUAAUAUUUCAAUGGAAUGCAUCUCAGACCAUGAGUUCUAUUGGUCGGUUUUGUAUUUCUGUAUACAACUCCUCCAAUGACUAUCACUUCGUCACUGCACUUUCUUUUUCGAGGGUUCAAACGAUAUGUCACUGUCAUAUCACACAUGUGUACUGCGACGCUACAUACAUACUAUUUAUGGUGAUGGUUUGCUUCCAUUAUCUACUUGCAAGCAAAAAAAUAUGGGACUAUCUUCUUCUUUCAUAUGUUUCUCCUGUAUUAUUUUCUCUAGUCAGUGGAGGAUUUGUUAUAAAUGUAAUGCUGCGAAUUUAAUUCCUGUGUAAAGUCAACGAAUUAGUCUAAUAUAGCUUUCUUAUUGCGAACAUAGGUAAUUGUACAUUUUAUCUAAUAAAAUGCUAACGAAAUAUUUUUAAAAAGAUUUUUAAAAAAGACUUAAAAACCCUGAUAUUAUUUUCUAUUUAUUAAACU
Molecule: messenger RNA, 46789 nt
Organism: Harpegnathos saltator (Jerdon's jumping ant)
Lineage: Eukaryota; Metazoa; Arthropoda; Insecta; Hymenoptera; Formicidae
Gene: dpy
Product: fibrillin-like protein dumpy
Exons: 136
Coding region: 187-46275 (15362 amino acids)
Cellular component (GO): nucleus
Molecular function (GO): zinc ion binding; calcium ion binding
Source: RefSeq, a predicted model, not a curated record